Podarcis lilfordi (Lilford's wall lizard) is the source of this 45921-nucleotide messenger RNA. The record is from the annotation of a GenBank genome assembly. NCBI's taxonomy places the organism in Eukaryota, Metazoa, Chordata, Lepidosauria, Squamata, Lacertidae.
GUAGGAGUGGGUGGGCUCUGCAAAUGACUGAUGGCAGUUUCAAAUACAUGGGGGAAAUGUCUUAACUGUCACAACUGAGUUGUUUUGCCAGGUAGGACAAAAUUUGUGGAGGAAAAAUACUCUGUAUGGGGCUGUGAUUGGUAGUUUGGAGAAAGCUCAGCAGAGGGUGGAAAGUUCCCUUUUGGAACCCAAUUUGUACUCUCUCUUUUUUUGGUGUGUCUCUAUAUACUGUGUGGUUUACUAAAAACGAACUGUCUUAUUUAUGUUGGAUUUAUAGCAUUUUUACUCCACCCAGCUGAAACAAAAAUCAGCAAUAAGACUAAUAUAAUAUCUAAUAUAAGUAGCAUAAGAUAACCCAUGUGAUAAUAUAAAAAAUAUGUUUUUAUAUACUGAGGAUUGAAACUAUAAAACCGUUCUGUGUGUACUAGGUUUUAUCUUUUGUCAUGUGAAAAAAUAUACCCAGGAGUGUGGGAUGUUAAAAGGAUUGCCAUCUAUUUUCUACUAUGUUGACGCCAAUAUGUGUGUCUCAGAGCAAGCAUAGAGGGCCUUUCUACAAAGUGAGCCAGUUUAUAAAGCUUUGUUUCUAGAGAGGUGAGGCAAACUUACUUGAUUUUGGUUUUCAUGAGCUCAGUUAAGAUUAUAAUGUGCUGGCAAGUAUUUGGGGGAAAGGUAAAAUUUCCCCCAGAUAAUUUCUUGUGGAUUUGCAACUGUUAUUUAUACUUUUUUUAUUUUUAAUUUAUUUUAUUGUAGUGUGUUGGUUGAAUUUUACUGCCUCCUGGAAUGCUAUUGCCAAACAACUGUGUUACAGUAUUAUGCUAUAUAUUGACUUACGUUUGUUGGUCAGGAGAGCACUGUAAAAACAAAUUAUAGAAGUAGUCUCAUAAAAAUCAAAACAGGCUGGGAUUGACUCACAAAAAAGCAGUAGGGUCAACUGUUCCUUUGUAGCAAGUUAUGAUUCCAACAGAGUUAUCUUUGGCUUGUGAAAAAACAGAUCAAUAUUUGCUGCUGGAUAACCAAUGUCACAGUGCAUCUCUGCCUGAAAGGAGAGAGUGACACAUACAAACCAAAAAACAAAUCCUUUGAUUGAAAUUUUUAAUAGAUUCGUUGAAACACAUUAUAAAAUGAAAAUUUUCUCUGCAUGAGCAAUGCAGAUAAAAUCGGCUGCAUUUGAAGUGCAAACAAGGAGAAAUGGCAAGUGGUAGAAUGUAUAGUACCCAUCUAAUAAAGAUUCCUUUCUUUCCUGUGUCUUAGCAUCUUUGGUUUUUGUUUCCAACAAAUCUUAAUUAAAACACUACAUUUUCCAUCUAGCUUACUUGAGGUUGUGUAUUCUGUGAUCAAAAGGAUAAUUAUCCUUGUGUAUUUUUUGGAAAAUUAAUAAGGUGACAUUUUUACUUCAAAUUCCAACUUAGCCUUGGAUUUAAAACACACUUAAUUGAAACAUAAUAGUGGUCAGAAAGGACAACGCUGUUAGGAUACACUAGUAUGCGAGAUGAAAAACAAGCAACACAUUUGUCAUGAAUUUUAAUAUUUUGCCAUUUGCGCAUGUAAAAUGUGAUUAUAGAUUGUAUCUCUGGCUGAGGCUGGGUGCAUGUCAGAGCUUGAAAUCAAUUUGAUACAUGUUUGUGACAAUAUUUCCUGGUGACUCAGUCAGGAAUUGCACAGAGACCUACCCACCCUGAUGCCAACUAAUGAAAAGAAGGGAAGGGAAGGGAGAUGGAGGAACAUUUCAUAAAAGCUGUGAACUAGCAAUUCACAAGGAUUUAUACUCUUUGGAGGCUGCAUACUCUUUUUAUGCCCUCACUGCAACAACUUAAAUGCUCUCCUAGUUGCUAGUGCCAGCUGUGAAACCCAACAGUCAAGCUAAUCAGUACACAGAAACACUGUUCCACAGUUUAGCAAAGGCUUUGGCUUUCCUUUUUUCAUUUCCUCUUAAUUUUAGAGCCACUCAGGAUGUUAGAUGACAAGAAAUGAUUAGUUCAUUUUCUGCAGAUGCAUAAAAAGGUCCUACAUUUCUGCUUUGGCGAUGUGAGAUCAGGAUCAACAGAACGCCUAGCAGGCAUGGCCAAACUUGGCCCUCCAGAUGUUUUGGGACUACAAUUGCCAUCAUCCCUGAUCACUGGUCCUGUUAGCUAGUGUUGAUGGGAGUUGUAGUCCCAAAACUUCUGGAAGGUCAAGUGUGGCCAUGCCCUAGAUCUUAAAUGUUCUCUCUCUCUCUCUCUCUCUCUGUUGCUUACAUGGAGCCAGUGCAGCCCCCAUGAAUUAUUCUGAAGCAGCAGAACCUACUGUGCAGAUUAAUAAUUUGCCUAACACAGAGCAGAGUUGUUUGCGUGGUCUUGUUUUAUUUCAGACAUGAUUAUUCUGAUCUGCCAAACCAUUAAGAAUGGGCUGUAAAGUUGCAUGCUCCCUCCUCCCACAAAACAAAAUACUUUAACUGUCAAAGUCCAGGGUAAAGAGAUCUGUCUUUAGUAUAUGAUGAAAGCUGCACAAUGAAUAUGCUUGAUGUACCUUUCCUGUUUUCCUUUGGUGUCAGAAUCCUCAUCUGUGGGUGAGUGUUAAUCAUGAAUUGUCUCCAAAACCAUGAUUUGAAAUAGGUUUGCAAACCAGUAUUUGGAGCCGAUCCUGACUAGUGCUAACCCAUAUUUUGGUCGUUGCGGCAAAGUCUGGUUGCACGAACUGGGAAAAGGAGGAGCAAGUCUAUGAGAAAGAGGGGAGAAAGGAGCAUGUCCAUAAUCCUGUGGUUUGUAGGAUCAGGAAAAGCAAAUUUUUAAUGGAGCCUUUCUGUUUUGGGUGCUCUCUUAUCCAAACUAAAUAAUACAAGCUGUAAUAAUAUUUUAAAUUUGCACAACUUUAGUUCACACAGUUCUUUGCUCAGAAGGUAAGUAUUUAUUAUUAACAUAGAGAUGGGAACAAUAUGCAACAUAAAGGUUUUGUUCUGAUAGACCAAGAUUAUUAAAUUAGUGUCAAGGAAUCCUAGUUGGAACUAGAAUUAGCAUCAUCCCAGCCAGAUGGGCGGGGUAAUAAUAAUAAUAAUAAUAAUAAUAAUAAUAAUAAUAUCAUCAUCCCAGUAGUGUCUUUCCCUUUUACAGAUUAUUAAAGAUAUUCAUUAUUGUUUUCCUCAAGUUUUCAAAUAUAAUCACAGUAUUGGUGAUUUCUGAUUACUGAGAAAUGAUAUAAUUAUUUUGUAUUAUCUAUUCUAUCAACCUCAUCUAUUCUGCAUUAGCACUUUUUUAUUGAGAGAUGCUAUUUGUCUUUUACUGCUGCACAGUAGACAAAAUAAUCCACAGGCUGCUUUCUCCACCUGUAUUUCUGUCUGCUUUUCAGGUCCCAGGGUUAGCCCUACUGUAAGGGUGGCUGAAGCAGCUGCCUCAGAUAGCUGUCACGAAAGAGCAAAAAAUGGUUAGUUAUUUACUUUACUGUUGUUGUAUUUUUACUGUUAGGGUGGGGGAAAGGCACUUGUGGGAUUUUCUGCCUUGGGUAGCAACAUAACCUGACCAGCCUUGGGGAUUAUGCACCACAACUGGGAGCACAGCCUGAGUGUCAUUUGCUGCUACACCUCAAUCCAGAUAAGACUGAGGCACUAUUAGUGGGUUCCCUAGAUUGGAUGGGUGGGAGAUUGCCUGCUGUUGAUGGGGUUACACUUCCUCUGAAGGAGCAGGUUCAUAGCUUGGGAGUUCUCUUGGAUCCUUUGCUCUCGCUCGAGGCUCAAGUGGCCUCAGUGCCCCUGAGUGCCUUCCAUCAGCUUCGGCUGGUGGUCCAACAACAUCCCUAUCUGGAUGGGGAUAUUCUAACUACUGUUGUCUAUGCUCUGGUAACCUCAAGGUUAGAUUACUGCAAUGCGUUAUACAUAGGGCUGCCUCUGAAGACAGUUCAGAAACUUCAGCUAGUGCAGAAUUCAGUGGCAAGGCUGCUCAUUGGAGCAAGGCAGUUUGAGCGUAUUGCACUGAUCCUGGUCCGACUGCACUGGUUACCAAUUAGUUUCUGGGCCCUAUUCAAAGUGCUGGUUUUGACCUAUAAAGCCUUAAAUGGCUCAGGACCUCAAUACCUCAAGGGCUGCCUCUUUCCAUAUGAACCUACCUGGACCCUGAGAUCAUCUUCUGGGCAGCGGCGGAGCUAGCCGCUCAGACACCUGGAGUGGAGCACAUGCUGUGCACCCGGGGGCAUGGUGAUCCACCCAGUGGCGAUUCGCCCAGGGAGAUUUUGUCACCUCCCCUCUUGGAUGACACCCAGGGUGAACUGCCCCCCCCUUCCUACACGUCUGCUUCUGCGGCCCUUUUUCAUGUGCCUCCUCCUGGAGAGGUUCGGAGGGUGGCAACAUGAGAAUGGGCCUUCUCUGCAGUGGCUCCCUGUCUGUGAAAUGGUCUCCCCAGGGAAGUUCGCCUGGCACCUUCAUUAUACGCCUUUAGGCACUAGGCAAAAAUGUUCCUUUUUAACCAGGCCUUUGGUUGAUUUGAUUGACAUCCUAUGCCCUUUUAAAAUGUUUUGUUUGUUUGUUUGGGGGAGCUAUCGGGUUUUUGUUUUUAUUUUGAUUAUGUAUUUUGUGGUUUUAUAUUUUGAUUUUAUUCUGUGAACCACCCUGAGACCUCUGGGUAUAGUGUGGUAUAUAAAUUCAAAUAAUAAUAAUAAUCAAGCAGCAAAAUAUUCUGGGUCAGCUCUGGCAGAGCAUCUCUUUAAGGAAGUGGCAGCUCUGAGUUCUUUGUACCUACUCCUUUUCUCUCAAAACACUUGCAUGUUCUCAUACAAUCUCCUUCCUGCUCUUCUGUUUUUUCAGAAUCUUAGUAGUUUACUCCAUAGGAGAAUGGAGAAAGAGAGUGACAUCACAGGAAAAAACUCCCAGCAUUUCUCAUCCUUUUUUUAAACCAAGGAACCAUUCGCCGCAUUCAUGGCACUCAGGAGGCAUGUAAAGAACUUUGUGAAGAAUUAUUCUGAAGCCGAGGUAAAAGUCAGAGAAGCAACAUCUAAUGACCCCUGGGGCCCCUCCAGUUCUCUGAUGUUAGAGAUAAGUGACUUGACUUUUAAUGCCGUCUCUCUUUCUGAGAUUAUGAGCAUGAUAUGGCAUAGGUUGAACGACCAUGGAAAGAACUGGAGGCAUGUGUACAAGUCUCUCACACUUUUGGAUUAUCUCCUCAAGAAUGGAUCAAAGAAAGUCAUUCAGAAUUGCCAAGAGGCCUUCUUUAAUAUCCAGGUGUUGAAGGACUUCCAUCAUUUAGAUGAAGCAGGAAAGGAUCAAGGUAAAACUACCCAAGUACUUUCAGAAUUCCCUUAAAAUAAAGUUGUGGUCUGUGUGAAUGUGUGUGUGUGUUGGCUGUUAGGAACAUAGAAGGUACUAUUAUGUUUUAUUAUGACCUUAUGUGUCGUCUUGUAUUUGAAGGUCUCCAAGUGAUUUACAUAUUUAUCAAAUUGCUGAGGGAUUAAAAAGCUAUGACGCUUUAGACAUGGGCAGAGGCCAUAGCUCAGUACCAGCACACACUGCUGAUUCACAUUCACUCAUCUCCAUUUGAAGCACAGGGUAAUAAGAGAUCGGAAAUGACAUUGCAUAUUGCGCAGUAAAAUCUGCUUGAACAUUACCAAAAGUUGCAAUAGGAGAUCAAAACGGACUCACGGAGGAGCAAGUGGCUGAAUAUCUCAUACCCUGCAAAGAGCUGAGAUCCUAGAUGAUAUGAGUCAAAUAAGGAUUAUAAGGCCCUUUGUACAAAAUGUGAUAUAAGGAUAAAUAUUAUUAAAGCAUCCAUUGCUUGAAAAAGAAUAUAGAUGCUAACAUUUUUUUUUGCCAGGCAUCAAGCAGGAUGGAUUAAAUAGGUGACAUGUUGGAUUAAAAGAAAAUUAUGUAAAUUCAUAUAUGAAUCCAGUAAUGCUAGAAAAACUGUUAGUGCCAUGAAUAAUUAACGUAUUGCACUAGUAAAUGUAUUAAAUUAUUAACAGCACUUGCUGAGAAUAUCAGCAGCUGGUAGAUGAAGCAAACAGUCCAUCAACUCUGAGUCUUUCUAUGAAUAUCUGCUGUCAGAUGAAUUACAACCCUAUAUGAUGCAUGUAAACAAAUUCCAACUGUGACAAACCUAAUUUGUGCUUUAAUGAUUUAGAUGUGCCAAGUAUUUUUAUUUAUGUGUUCUCCAGGAUGAGAAAAUCGUAUAUUGAAGGAGAAUUGCAGCAUGGCUUUUGAAAUACUGAAGCAAAGUUAUUGUAUUGUUUCAUCACCUAUUUACAUGAGUGACAGAGCGACUUGAUAAUAAAUAAUUUCAUUAUUUUGCAAGAUACAAUGGCUGUUUAGCUUCAGAUUGAUAACACUUGGAACUGAUACAUAAAUCAUGAUGUCAGUGAUACCUAGUGUAUAGCUAUUUCAACUGAAAAACAAUCUUUCUUUGCAGCAGAGUUUAAAUUAUAUAAAUCUAUGUAGUAGGUAAAGUCACAAACUGUGGUAAAGUGUAUCCACAAAUUGGCUAAAAUAUAAUUUGCAAUAUUUGGACAGCCGUAUACAAUGGAUGCAAUAUGUAGGCUAUCAUGUGUCAAGUUUGCAUCCCCUCUGGACUGCAAGCACCAUGCCAAGUCAGCAGAAGCAGGUCUGCUUGAGCUGUAAUGGCAUCUGUCGCGAGCCCUGCAGCAAUCAAGAUUGGGCUUGGAUUGCCAGACACAGACUCAGGAAGAGGAAUAAAGGGUGGGUGGGGGGCUGAAUAUUGGGAAGCUGGGUUCGAGGAAGGGGAAUUUCCCCUCUCCACUCUGACUUCUGCUGCACUGGGUGGUGGAGCUGGGAUGCGGAGGGCUUGGAGGUGGAAUUAGAGGCAGCGCCAACUGAACAGGAAGGUGCAGUCUUGUUGUCUAGAACCAGGCACUACCUUUGCAAACAGGAGCACACCCAACCUGAAGGAGCAUGUAUUUACAAUCCAGACAUUACUGCAAGAAGAGCAAGUCUUAUGAACAAGCAUGUUACACCUCAUCUUUAAAAGCUUGGGCAGGGUGUGAAAACUUGUUGGGACAUAUUUGUUGCUUCCGUCUAAUUCUGAACUUCUUGCCCUGUUCUUGAACUCCUGAACAAUGACUUCUGGGUCUUACGUUUGCUGAUGAGCCUGUAACAUUAUUUGCCUGAAUAAAUAACUCUUUCUUACAAGUAAUGUCCUCCGCUUGCGUGUUUUUGGAUGGGAGCCAGGAUAGCAUCAAACUUUUUCUCCCACAUGGGGAACUGAAGAUGCAAACAUAGGGUAGUAUUCAACUACGUUUUACUCAGAAUAGACAGUCAUGCUCAUUCAUUUCAAUAGACCUACUCUGAGGACAACUUAGUUGGUUACCACCCCUAUAUGGGACUAAAUUCCCUAUAUGGGACUAAAUUCCAUUCAACAAAGUGGGACGUCCUUAUGAGUAGAUGUACCCAGGGUUGUACUGUAAAGUGACUUUGCAUCUAUGUUUUGGUAUUUAUUUCCACAUGCAUGGCCAAUUUAAAAUAAUAGAUGGUUAAAAUAAAUAAACAGAUAUUAAAACAUUUGUUUCAUUGAAAAUAUAUUUAUAUUUUUUCUGAAUGAGGACAAGGGCUCUGAUAUGAUCAUGAAUAAUGUCUUAGUUUAAACAAUACUUACAAUAUAUAGACAUAUGUACCAACUGUUGAAUAUUUGUCCAGCUCAUUAUCCUAGGUAUCAAGAGCUUCAUGCCAUCAUUACAAAUUUCAGCAUCUUCUGUAUCUAUAGAGUUCUACAACAGAGCUAGUCAGCAUUACACUAAACUGUACAUUAAAAAAAUAAUCAUUUCUUUAAUCUUUUUCAACAGGUUAUCAUGUGAGGGAGAAGGCUAAGCAAGUCCUUGUUUUAUUAAAAGAUGAUCAACUGUUGUACAAUGAACGUGAAAUUGCACGUCGGACUAGGCGGCGCACUUCCUAUGCAAUGCUUUCCCCCACAACGGUUACUGAAAAAGCUUACUUUCCAUCAAUGCCUAUCUCGGAUCCUGUGUCAGAAUUCCCUCCAUCAGAGAACAUCCAGCGUAAGCAGCACUACUUUAAAUUGCAAAGCAAGUAUUUGCAUUUCAGAGCUUUAGUGACUGAAAUUCCAGCAUGACCUCAGAGCCACUUGGUAUUCUUGGUUAAAUCCCUGUCUCCUAGCCUCAGUUAGCAUCUUUCACAAACCAACCAACAACUGGGUGAUUUAGCAAGGAGGCAUCUGCUUGGCAUGGGAAACAGAAUGCUGAGGGAGCUGGAUCUUUGGUUUGAUCCCACGGGACUCUUUUAUACUCUUAAUUUAUUGUGUCUCCUGAUAAGGAUUAUUAUUAUUAUUAUUAUUAUUACCACCACAUUCAGUAAAAUGCUGCAUAAAGCCAAUAAUAGCCCUUUCCAUGCUAGAACCCUUUAGCACUGCAGAAACAUGGCUCUUCUACAAUCAGCUGGAAAUGCAAUUAUAAUAAUGGUUCUACACGGCACUUAAUAUUCCCCUAUAUGCUCCUUAACAUCCCACAGUACCUGUCCCUAUACCAUGGUAAUGGUAACCUAGGAUUGUAGUCUCACUGCAGAGAUGCUGUGACCAGAGAUGCCUCUAUUCUGCACAAAGAUGCGCAGAAGCACUUGCUGGAUGAGGCAACAAUUGCCACAGAUCUAGAGCAAGGGGAGUUCCUGUGGUUCCCAAAUGAUGGGAGGCUUCUUGCUGCUUCCAUCAAAUUCCAGUCAUUUUUGUGGCUUAUCAAGCACAGGCAGGCACAGUCCAGAGGAGCCUUAGAACAGACGUGGAGCUGGUUUGGAAGCUGAGGGCACUGUAGAGGGAACCUGCUAAGCGAUUGCUAAGCCACCCAGCACAUAGCUCCCCACCUUCACUGUGAGCUCCCUGAUUCCUAUAAACUCCUUCACCAUCCAAGUUGACAUUACGUCUGCCCUUGCAACUCACCCCAUCAAACCUGACCUCUCUUACAUGCUAGAGUCUCUUUCUGCCCUCUUUGCAGCCAGAGCAGUUGCACAUUAUUUAUAAUUCAUAGGGUUUCCCCCCACAACCACAAUUGCAGAACUAAAAUUGUGCUAAUAAAAAAAAAUUAAAAUAAUGAGCAGUUUCUGGUUCAAAGUGGAAAGUGGGAAUUAAACUCCCUAGCAAAGAACCAGGAGCUGUCUAAUGAUGGAUGAGUUCAGGUAUGUCUUGACCCAUGAGGAAACAGGAAGCAAUUAAUUAAAGAAAAACCACCAGACAGUUUUAAUUAAAGGGGCAACAUCUCUUAAAAAGCUUUAGUGGUGUUUUGCUAGUUCACACUGGAUAGGAAAUGUAAUUACACUAUGGCCAAGAAUUAAAAAUCACCACGAACCAGGUCUGAAAAAAGAAGGGAAUACAACCCAGAAAAUACUGAAAUGCAGCAAUCUGGCAACAUCAUCAGGAUUCUGUGUAAAAAUGGAGUGAACAAAAAAUGGCAACUCUGCCUAAAACACACAGCAUGGAAGGAGCUGAUUCUUUACUGUGAGAGUCAAUGCUGUUUGCAUAUUGUCAUUAAUGAAUGUACAGAUGAAGCCAGUCAGCCAAACACCAUAACUGACCCUGAGAAGUGAGCUUCUCUAUGUUGCUGAGCCAGGUUUGAAGACAUCUUUUUACUUACUGCUGCUUCAUGUUACUUUCUAACAAUGUGCACAUACAUAUGAGUCACAUCUUUGUACAAAGAUGGAAGCAAAACAGAGCAAUGCAAGAAUAACAGUAGCUAUGUCUGUCUCUGAGGGAGAUGUGAGCUGAGCUGUAACAUGAAAAUGGCCUUCUGUAGUACAGUAAUUUCUAGGGUCCUGCAGCAUUAGGCAAGCAGAUAAAUGUAUCAUAUUAAACAAUUCUUUGUUAACCAUUAAAAGAUAUAGAGUACAAGAGAACUCUCAAACGUGAAACAGCAGUUAAUGCAGAAACUGCAGCAUCAAUUCAUUUAUUGCUAUCCAUUUUCAUUUGUUUCCACAUAAAAUAUCCCUGCUGUAGAACUGCAGCCUUUAAACUUUUCCAUUAUCUUUCAAAUUGUCUCUAAAUCCCUUUCUAGCUGCUCAUAAUGUGAAACACAUGCUUGCCAUGCUGCAGUAAUAAUGCUCCUUUUAAAUACUAAUUGGAAUAUUUGGUGGGAGAGAGGAAUGAUACAGUCCCUAAUUUUCUAGUUUCUUCCAUAUAAUUUUCACAUAAACAACCAGAACAGUUUGUUCUUUAUGUUAAUUUGUCCCUCUUGAAAAAAAUGAGACUUGUUUCACGCACUGAGGAUAUAAGCAGAGUUAGCAGGUAAACAGGAUUCUGUCUGGGUUUGUUGCUUAUCACAGAAAAUUAUAAAAGCUUUUAGCAUUCCGAUCCAACCACUGGCAGGCAGCGUUGUAGCUAAUGGACUGAACAAGACUUGAGAGACUUUUUUUUUUUUUGCCCAAUUAACUCUGGAAAAUUUAACAUCUGUCUAUUUUUUUUCUUUUUACCAAAAUAUGUUUUAAAACAGUACUUUUCUUUGACAGAUGUUCCCCCUAAGGCAUCUGCAGGAGCAUUAUGCCAGGCAGUUCAGGCAUCAGGCAAAGCAGAGAUAGUCCAAGAUACAACAGCACUUAAUGCUGUUGCCAAGGUAUCGUCAGAGGUAAAUCAUGCACUGCAUUUGAAGGGAAGGCAUCGUUGAAUAUGGCAUUUAAUCAAAUGUGCCUAUGAUGUAUUUCACUCCUGUUGCAAUUCACAGAGCGAUCCUAUGCAUGUUAACUAAGAGCCAAGUCCAAUUGCAACAUUCAGUUGGGCUUACUCCUGUGUGUACAGAAUUGCAACGUUAGGUGGUAAUUCUAUAUAAAGUAACUUGGGAGGGAAGUCAGCAACCCCAGGGUCCAUUAGUCUAUCCGUAUAGACUAAGUUCCUAUAUCAAACCCCCCCCCACUGUUCUGUGCAAUCUGAGGUCAAUUAACACUUGCAACAAGCCACUCGUGUACUUCUAAUGAACAUUACUGUUUAAAUAUAAGAUUUAUGAGUUGUGGCCCUGUUAAAAAAGAACAUAUUGUAGUGGCAUAUGAACAUUACAAACAUAUAAUCUAAAACAACAGUUUGUUGUUGUUGGCAUCCAUCUGUCUCAGGAGACAAUGGAGGAGUGUGCCUUUGGGGAUAAAGUCAAACUGUUGGAAGGUUUCAGCGCAUGCUGUGGCUGUAGAGACUGACAUGGGAGAGGCAUGUUUUGUUGCAGCUGGGGCAGGUGAAGAUGUCCGGUUGUGCUGCUGCAGAUGUGCCAUGAAGUUUUUUCUCUCCCAGUAGUCCUCUGAUCACUGCUAUGGAUACAUGACCUGACUGUCUGUCUCCAGGCACUGUGGUCAUCUGCAAAGGGUUCCCACAUGGCGGAGUUGAUGUUGGCAGCCUUCAUGUCAUGUUUGCAGACAUCUUUGUAAUGCAGAGUUGAUCUGCCAAUUGGCCUGAAGCCAAUAGGGCUUACUGCCAGGUAAAUGGGGUUCAGAUUGAAGUCAAAAGCAGUCAUUUAACUGGAACUGCAUUACCUGCUGCUGGUGGUAAUGUUGACUGUGGCCGCAAUUGUGAGACGUAUAGUAUAUUGCUCAGGAAUUUGUGCCAGGCCUGCAUAAAGAAAAAAUGGGGAUUGGGGAGUGCUGGGGCAUCUUUCCAUGGUAGAUUUUCCUAGACACAGGUUAUUACUUGUGAAUUUCAUUACCUAAAUUUAGAUAAAGUGCAGUGGCACUGAGCAGUUCUAAAUUUACAGAUAUAAUUUAGAAAUCAUAGCACAAUCUAGAUCAAUAUGUGGCCUUCGACUACUAAAUUGGGAGUCAAUCAAACCAGUGUAGGAAAUGAGUAUUAAAGCUUUGGGUAGCGUGAAGUUAAUAGUUCAGUCAUAUAUGAACAAACUAGAAUGGGCAGCCAAGCCAUUUAGUUUCGAUUCAGAAACAGGACAGGAUAGGAAAUUGUGAAGUCCUUAAUUACAGAUGGAUGAUGAAGUGGCUAUAGACUUUCUCUCAUAUGCAAAACUAUUUCAGCUCAGUGCCGAACUGUUCUUUAGUUUACUAUGGCUCAAAAUCCUAAUAAGAAAGUCCAAUAAAUAUUAUUUAAUUCCUAACUUCUGUAUAUAGUACAUAGGCAAUCUGUGGAUUUGCAUCUGUGUGAAAAAGUGUGGUGUUUUCAUAAGCAUAGGUAGUUGUAGCCUAGCUGAAACAGCAAGAGUUUUGUUUAAUAAUAUUAUUCCUUCAUUAAUUUUAUUACAAAAUAAGUUUAAAGAAUGCAAAUUACAAUAUCACAAGUUCCAGCAUUUUGGGAUCCUGAUUGUAGUUGGUAAUUGCCAAGCUCCUUAGUAAUUAUUCCAGAAUCUAAUUACCUUUGCCUGCUUCUUGUUUAAAUUAUUAAUAUCUACAGCUCAGUCUCUUGAAUGGCUAAUAUUUAGUUAGUUGGUUGGUUGAUUGAUUGAAAUUAUAGACUGCCUCAUAACUGAAGCUCUUGAAGUUACUAUCAUAAUAGUAUUUAUUAUUUCUUCAGUGCUUAAAAACACCUGCAAAGCUCUGUACUAUAUAAAAGUAAUUAAAAGGCAACAAAUCCCUGCAUGCAGGCUUACAGUCUGUGAAUGAUUACUUAAUGGGGGGGGGGGGAACGACCUGUGGUCCUCCAUAUUUUGUUGGACUCCAACCCCCAUCAGCCUCAGUCAGAGUGGCUAAUGGUCAGAGGUGAUAGAGUGAAACAGCAUCUGGAGGACCACAGGUCAAUGGGAUGAUUUACUGGAUUCUAUGAAGCAACCUGUGGCUCUUUUCUUAACAUAGACCCACAACAAGUUUUUCUUAUGGUUUAAAACAUUGUGAUUGCUAUGAAGAGAGUGGGAAGUCUGUCCCGUCCGUCUGUCCCCCCCAUGUCAUAAUGAAACAACUCAGGAUCAGCCAAUAAAAUUGGACAUCAUUCAGAACAGUCCAAAGGUAGUACUUGUAUACACAGAGAAAAAUUAUCAUGAAAUAUGCUGCCAUGGGAUGUUUGGAAGGCCAGCAGCACAGAUGGCUUCAAAUGAGGGGUUAGGAAAUGCUGUGGAGGGAUAGGUUUGUUAGUGGCAGUUAGCCAUGGUAGCUAACUUCAGUUGGUGCAGAAUUCGGUGGCAAGGCUGCUCAUCAGGGCAAGACUGUCUGAGCACAUUACACCGAUCCUGGUCCAACUGUACUGGUUGCCAGUUAGUUUCCAGGCCCAAUUCAAAGUGCUGGCUUUGACCUAUACAGCCUUAAACAGCUCAGGGCUGCAAUACCUCAAGGACCGCCUCUACCUAUAUGAACCAACCUGAACAAUGCAACUUCCCCAUCUCUCAUCUGCAACUGCCUGUGCACCCUCAAAAUCUGCUCCUGAGAGUUGGGGAACUUUCUAGAGCAGAGAAGAUUUUGGGAGCACACAGGGAAAGGAAUGGUGCAUGUGUUGUGUUGCAUGCAGCUCUGUCUUCCAACCACCAAAUGAUUUAUUUGAAUUAAUAAUUAAUAUACUACUGAAAGUUGAAGUGUAUGAGGUGUUAGAGAAGGGGUAGUACCUCUGGUGGUGGACAUGCCAUGCCAUGCUCCUUCAGGGGUAGUUUGUCCACCUUUGGUCUCCAUCCUGCAUUCAGCUCUUCCCUGUGGCUCCUAGAAGCUGUCACUAUAUAACAGCAGCCAAACCCUAGAAAAUGGCUUCAGCUGGCUGGCUAAACCAAGUAAAGGUAGCCCAUGGGUCUCAGGCCCAUGGUGGGUUAGGUACAUGCCCUGCAUGCAAAGGCAGGCUCUGGUGGACUGAGCAGACGAAAUGGAUAAUAAGGCAGGUCCUGCACGUGCUUUAGAGGGAAGUGAGGGGCAGAUGGAGCUCCUCAACCUGUGAAGGUAGCCCAUCUAAGAUCAGGAAAGCUCUGAUCCUAAACCUCCGCUGCCUUGUGGGACAUCUUCAGGAGAAUAAAAGGCUAAGGAGUAAACCCUACACAAAUUUGGAGUGGAGUCCCUACGACACUUGAAUGGCACCUGGUACACAUCGCUUCAGGGAGGUCAGUUCUGUGCUGCUAACACAGCGGUUUGAUUUCACCCCCAGAGGUGCACUCCAUUGUCUCUUGAGACAGACAGAUGCCAACACCCCAAUGUCAAAAUAGGCUUUUAAGUGGUUUGCAAAGUAUAAAAAGGUUACCCAAAUAUAAAAAUAUAAAACAUCCAUAAUAAAACAAUCCCAUUAAAGCAUUAGUACACAUGGCUGCUGUCUAAUACUUUCUCAUCUUACACUUUUUAUUGUAAAUGGCGACUGCUUUGGAAAGAGACUUGGAUAUGUGACAAUAGGUUCCUUUGAAAGGCAUCCUAUUAUACUAGCUUUCCCUCUUUCCGCUGUGCAGCUUUUCCUUUUUAUUAAUAUCAGUAGUACUUGCCACAAUCUGUUCAGAAGGAGCUCCAUAAGAUACGACUUAAUGCCACUAUGGUCUGCUGUGAAAUCUUCAGCAAAACCCCAUUGGGGAGUUGAAAAGAUAUCAUCUCCAUGUUGCAAAAAUUGGCAUAGGCAAAGCCUGCCAAUAUUAUAAUUUGAAAAACUAGAGAUAAACAAAUUGAAUUCGUUUUGUUUUCCAUGCACAUAAUAGAGAUUUCAUUUCUGAGCAGUAUGCUCUUUCCUCCCUUUUCAAUGUUCAUAAUUAAUCAUACUUCUUACUUGUAUGAAGUGCCUCACAGUUUCAAGUCACUGCUGCUGACUAAUUAAGGAUCACUUCAAUCACCAUUUAUGUCAAUAUUGACCCAGAUAUUGUACUGUGUCAUGAUGCUUGAGAAAAUGCAUUUAUUUCCUGUUUUAAAAAUAAGGAAUUAACACAGUGGUCUGGUCUGGACGUUAUGAAAAAAUGGGUUACUGCUACAUGCACAAGCCUUGGACUACUGCACUGCUUUAGCUGUCCUCCUCCUCUUGUGUGGUUUCCAAUUUCAAUUAACCACAAUCUAAUGUUGCAUCCAAAAUUUUGGUUAAUCUUAACUACAUUAGUAGAAACAAGCACUGGAAAAUGUACUGAACAUUCUUACAUCAGUCUUAUCCAGCUUCAGUCAUCAUCCCUGGCUGCAGAGAGAACAAACAAAGACCUAAUUUGGAUUUAAAAAAGGAGAACUGGAACAGAUCUCUAUCUGCCUAACUGCACACACUUGCUUCAUAGAUGUCUGCCUUAGUGUGUUGCAGCUUAAACAUGGUCACAAAUAGUUUUCAUUGAGUGUAAAAAAUUUCCCCUUGAUAAAGAGCCUCCUCAAAACAUGUUGGUAACCAAAUCCAGUUGAGUAGCUAGCUACCUUUUCUGUCUUUGAUUCCUCCCCGCAUGGCUGUAAUUGAUUCCCUUUGUUUUGUGGGAACAGUUCAAACCCUAAUAGAAGCUUCAGUGAGAAAAUUAGGAAAUCAUAUAUUGUGAAGGAAUUUAUCCUUCUAUUAAAGGUCAUUGGCAGUGCAAUCCUGCACAUGUCUACUCAAAACUAAGUCCCAUUGAGCUCAGUUGGGCCUGCUCUCAGGUAAGUGGAUGUAGCAUUGCAGCCCUAAUUUCUUACCUAUAUGCAAAAGUAUAUUUUAUUGAGGAAUUAUUCAGUAAUAGGUUUUAGGAAUAAUUUCUGGCAUCAUGAUGCAUAAAUAACAAAGUCAUGCUGGUGGGAAGAAAAUUGCUUUUCUUAUUCCAUCUGCUGUGAAAUACCAAACAUACUUCUCUCAGUCUAGUGAAUCUAUCACUGUUAAUCCUUGUUUUCCCUUAAAUCUAAUAAGUUGGUCCUCCAAAAACUCUAGCCCUCUAGUCAAAUUUCACAGUGUUGAUCUUCCAAUCUCCAUACUAAUACCUGGAAACUUUAAUAUUCUGUCAAAAAAUGAAUUUCCCCUUGUAAAUAUAUUCCUACUACUUCUAACCUAAUGAGAAAGUAACUAUACUUAUUAUUCUCAACUUUUAUUGUAUUUUGUUCAAGUGUAAAAUGUGUUAUUGCUAGAGUUAACUCUGAUUCGUUUCUUAACCUUUCUUUCCAAUCACUACUAAUCUAGGACUACUUGCAUUUUAAAGGUGCUGUUCAAAUGUAAUGGGAAAUCUUAGUUUUACACCCUGUGACUGAGCCCCAGCAAGCCUUGGGCUCAUAUGGGCUCCCUUCUCUCUCCUUCUCUUUCGUGCUUGCAUGGAGGCAAACCAAGGCUUUCCUUUCCAAAUUUAAACAAACCAUAGUUCCCUGUGAUUUCUGAACUUGGGGGAACUCUGGUUGGUUUGUUCAAAAGGUGGUUUCACAACAAGGCAGGCUUUGUUACCAUCGUUUGAUUCUGACUUGCUCUCACUAACCAUAGUUUAAACCAUGGAUUGGCAGCGUGGCACCCGUGGGCAUACAUGCACUUUCAGAAGGCUUCAUGAGCACUUGCAGGGCCAGGGUUGGCUCAUCCCGUGUUGCCACCUAAGGCAAAAGGGGAACGUGUCCCCCGCCCCCCUUUCUCCAAACUUGGCGAGGGGAGGAGUGUUCCACAAGGCAGCAAAAGUGGUGGGGCUUCCACCACCUGAGGGCGGGUGCGUCACCCCACCUUAUUGGUGGGUCGGCUCUGCACAGGGUCCAGUCUCCUCAUAUUCCUCCUCCCUUCAAAUUAAGCUUGAAAUAAGCCUUCUAUUGUAGCCAGCAGAAAGCUGUUUUCAAGCUUGACUUGGGUAUAGGAUUAUGGAGUGGGUUUACAAACUGGGAGGAAAGAAUCAACCUCCCUUUACUCCACUGUGAUUCCCUCCUGUGACACAAUUAGGCUUCCAAGAAUCCCUCCAUUGGCUAUAAUAGGUUUCUUUCCAGCCCAUUUUUUUGAGAGGGGGGAGGGAGUGAUUUUGAGGGAGGAUUACCCCUUUCUUCCCCAGCUGUGGCCUCCCUCCCAAAUAUGCUGCAGUUGGGCUUCCUUAGAUGUCUUAUUUCAAGCCUUUUUUUUUUUAAGCAGGGGAGGGAGGCGGCUUCCUGGAGACUGCAGAUGGGAAAGGAAGGUUAACUGUUGCCUCCCCAGCUGCACUCAGUCUUCAGGAAGAUUCCCUCCCAUCCCAAAAUAAUUAGGUUUGGGUGUGUGUGCAUGUGGUUGCGAUGUUUCUGAGAUCAUACCCAUAUGUGUGCAUGGUUGCAUUGUGCAUAUGCUGCCCCAAAGAGUUUUUCUGCUUUUCAAAUGCACUCACAGGCCAAAAAGGCUCUGUGACCUAAGCAAACCAUGCUUCUCCAAGUUCAGGCAGUGUGGAAAACUGUUAGUUCAAAAGUGGAAGAAGAUGUUUCCAAUCCUCUCCCCUCUGGUAACUGAAAAGAGAAGCGGAGUGGAGAGGGGGGAGCGUAAGAGUUUGAGGCUCUUGUUGUUGUUGUUUAGUCGUUUAGUCGUGUCCGACUCUUCGUGACCCCAUGGACCAGAGCACGCCAGGCACUUCUGUUCUCCACUGCCUCCCGCAGUUUGAUCAAACUCAUGCUGGUAGCUUCAAGAACACCAUCCAACCAUCUCAUCCUCUGUCGUCCCCUUCUCCUUGUGCCCUCCAUCUUUCCCAACAUCAGGGUCUUUUCCAGGGAAUCUUCUCUUCACAUGAGGUGGCCAAAGUAUUGGAGCCUCAGCUUCACGAUCUGUCCUUCCAGUGAGCACUCAGGGCUGAUUUCCUUAAGAAUGGAUACGUUUGAUCUUCUUGCAGUCCAUGGGACUCUCAAGAGUCUCCUCCAGCACCAUAAUUCAAAAGCAUCAAUUCUUCGGCGAUCAGCCUUCUUUAUGGUCCAGCUCUCACUUCCAUACAUCACUACUGGGAAAACCAUAGCUUUUACUAUACGGACCUUUGUUGGCAAGGUGAUGUCUCUACUUUUUAAGAUGCUGUCUAGGUUUGUCAUUGCUUUUCUCCCAAGAAGCAGGCGUCUUUUAAUUUCGUGACUGCUGCCACCAUCUGCAGUGAUCAUGGAGCCCAAGAAAGUAAAAUCUCUUACUGCCUCCAUUUCUUCCCCUUCUAUUUGCCAGGAGGUGACAGGACCAGUGGCCAUGAUCUUCGGUUUUUUGAUGUUGAGCUUCAGACCAUAUUUUGCGCUCUCCUCUUUCACCCUCAAUAAAAGGUUCUUUAAUUCCUCCUCACUUUCUGCCAUCAAGGUUGUGUCAUCUGCAUAUCUGAGGUUGUUGAUAUUUCUUCCGGCAAUCUUAAUUCCGGCUCGGAUUCAUCCAGCCCAGCCUUUCACAUGAUUAAUUCUGCAUAUAAAUUAAAUAAACAGGAGACAAUAUAUAGCCUUGUUGUACUCCUUUCCCAAUUUUGAACCAAUCAGUUGUUCCAUAUCCAGUUCUAACUGUAGCUUCUUGUUCCACAUAGAGAUUUCUCAGGAGACAGAUGAGGUGAUCAGGCACUCCCAUUUCUUUAAGAACUUGCCAUAGUUUGCUGUGGUCGACACAGUCAAAGGCUUUUGCAUAGUCAAUGAAGCAGAAGUAGAUGUCUUUCUGGAACUGUCUAGCUUUCUCCAUAAUCCAGCGCAUGUUUGCAAUUUGGUCUCUGGUUCCUCUGCCUCUUCUAAAUCCAGCUUGCACUUCUGGGAGUUCUCGGUCCACAUACUGCUUGAGCCUUCCUUGUAGAAUUUUAAGCAUAACCUUGCUAGCAUGUGAAAUGAGUGCAAUUGUGCGGUAGUUGGAACAUUCUUUGGCACUGCCUUUCUUUGGGAUUGGGAUGUAGACUGAUCUUCUCCAAUCCUCUGGCCACUGCUGAGUUUUCCAAACUUGCUGGCAUAUUGAGUGUAGCACCUUAACAGCAUCAUCUUUUAAAAUUUUAAAUUUUAUUAACUGGCCUUGUUAUUUGCAGUGCUUUCUAAGACCCAUUUGACUUCACUCUCCAGGAUGUCUGGCUCAAGGUCAGCAACCACACUACCUGGGGUGUACAAGACAUCCAUAUCUUUCUGGUAUAAUUCCUCUGUGUAUUCUUGCCACCUCUUCUUGAUGUCUUCUGCUUCUGUUAGGUCCUUACCACUUUUGUCCUUUAUUAUGGUAAUCUUUGUACGAAAUGUUCCUUUCAUAUUUCCGAUUUUCUUGAACAGAUCUCUGGUUCUUCCCAUUCUGUUGUUUUCCUCUAUUUCUUUGCAUUGCUCGUUUAAGAAGGCCUUCUUGUCUCUCCUUGCUAUUCUUUGGAAAUCUGCAUUCAAUUUCCUGUAUCUUUCACUAUCUCCCUUGCAUUUUGCUUGCCUUCUCUCCCCGCUAUUUGUAAGGCCUCGUUGGACAGCCACUUUGCUUUCUUGCAUUUCUUUUCAUUGGGAUGGUUUUAGUUGCUGCCUCCUGUAUAAUGUUGUGAGCCUCCACCCAUAGUUCUUCAGGCACUCUGUCCAGCAAAUCUAAAUCCUUAAACCUGUUCCUCACUUCCACUGUGUAUUCAUAAGGGAUUUGGUUUAGAUUGUAUCUUACCGGCCCAGUGGUUUUUCCUACUUUCUUCAGUUUAAGCUUGAAUUUUGCUAUAAGAAGCUGAUGUUCUGAGCCACAGUCAGCUCCCGGUCUUGUUUUUGUUGACUGUAUAGAGCUUCUCCAUCUUUGGCUGCAGAGAAUAUAAUCAAUCUGAUUUCGAUGUUGCCCAUCUGGUGAUGUCCAUGUGUAGAGUCGUCUCUUGUGUUGUUGGAAAAGCGUGUUUGUGAUGACCAGCUUGUUCUCUUGACAGAACUCUAUUAGCCUUUGCCCUGCUUCGUUUUGAUCUCCAAGGCCAAACUUGCCAGUUGUUCCUUUUAUCUCUUGAUUCCCUACUUUAGCAUUCCAAUCCCCUAUAAUGAGAAGAACAUCCUUCUUUGGUGUCACUUCUAUAAGGUCUUGUAAGUCUUCAUAGAAUUGGAGAAUUUCACUUUCUUCAGCACCAGUAAUUGGUGCAUAAACUUGGAUUACUGUGAUGUUAAAAGGUCUGCCUUGGAUUCGUAUCGAGAUCAUUCUAUCAUUUUUGAGAUUGCAUCCCAGUACAACUUUCGCCACUCUUUUGUUGACUAUGAGGGCCACUCCAUUUCUUUUACGGGUUUCUUGCCCACAGUAGUAGAUAUGAUAGUCAUCCGAACUGAAUUCGCCCAUUCCCGUCCAUUUUAGUUCACUGAUGCCCAGGAUGUCAAUAUUUAUUCUUGCCAUCUCAUUUUGGACCACAUCCAACUUACCCAGGUUCAUGGUUCUUACAUUCCAGGUUCCUGUGCAAUAUUUUUCUUUACAGCAUUGGACUUUCCUUUCACUUCCUUUCCUUUCGUUUGAGGCUCACCAGGGCUCAUUUAUGUAUCAGGAAACCCUGGUUUCCCAUCAUUUUGAAUGGGGACAGAAGAAUUUGUUGUAGAGGCUGAUAGACUGGAUUCACAGAAGUAAAGAGUGACUUAUAAGCUUGGAGUUCACAAACAUACAACAAGGAAGAUAUAUAAUUGUUCCAAAUCUCUGUAUCUAUCUAUAUUUUCUUCAUGCUAGAAGAAGAGGAGAAAAAUUCUAAAAGAUAAGAAAGUCAAAGCAGGAGACUAAUGUAGUGGUAUAAAACAGAAAGGAACACAUCUUGCAAAUAACAACUCAGCACUACUCUCUAUUAGAACACUUACUACUGUUCCCUAGUCAUUUCACAAGGCUUCCACAGGACUGUUUAAAAGAAAGCUGAUAUCACUGUAAGAUACAUUUUAUAAACUUUAGUCUCCUUUUUAUUGCUCAUUAUACUGUAUUUCCUGUCAAUAUUAUACCUACUCUGCAGCAGUAUUCACAUUUGAUAAAAAGAAGCUAUUGAAGUUAUGGUUGCAUUAAAAUUUAAUGCUGCAUGAAUCUAAGCAAGGCUCCAUGGAAUAGAAUUCCAGAACAGGCAGUACAAGUGUAACUUAGAACUAUAUAAUUAUGCAAGCAAGACUUCUUGGCAAGUGAGGCCCCAAAUCAAUUGCUGUUCAAAGGAAACUUAAUUUAUCAGCUCAUUUGGAAAUGGUUAGUUUCCUUAUUGAUGACACCAUAAUAUAAUUUACCUUCCAUGUUUGUUAAAGCUAGUCAUCAUCACAUUGGCUAAUUAAUUUUUCUUAGGCUGGUUCUGGUGUCCGGCUUCGUCAUGAGUCAAUGGUGGUCACUCCUCACUGCCCUCUGUGGGCAGCGAGGAGGUUCAGGCAGGGGAAAGCCAGGAUUCAUGAGGCAAAAAUCCUGGCAAUGUUCCCCAGUGGGGUCUGGGGAGCUCACUGCAUCCCACUAUGCCGCUCAAGCCUGUGUCUGCCAACUUGAAAGGCAGAGCUGGUGCGACCUGGGAAUGUGUCCCUGCCAUGGAUGAGUCUCCGUCUCUGGCAUGAUUUGCGCUUGGUUCCUCCAUAAUUUGGAGAAUUGGUAUUAAUUAAGAGGCGCCGCGGACCAACAUAUGCUAAAGGGCUGCAAUCAGCCAGCUGCCGAAAGGACUGGGCUUGGCUCUUUGAAGGUACUUGAAUGGGAUUUUUGAAGCUUGAGAAUCCUUACACAGCCGGGAAAGGAAGGGGGAGGACAAGGUGCUUUGUGCUUUCAUAUAGUUUUCAAAUGGUCUCCUUUCUUCUUGUCCACCCCUGCAAAAUGAAAGAGAUGUGUGUAGCUACUGUUAUGUUAUUCUGUUUGUUACCUUGGAAAAGAGGGGGGAGGCUUUUGGUUUAUGCUCAACAAGGAAUUUAUCAAGGUUUUACUAUGCCCUCCCACCUCAACCGAGGUUGAAUGGACUUUAUUUAAAAUUAUUCCUGGACUGGACUAGGAGUGCUGUUGGUGCAGUGAUAAAAGAAUGAAAGGCUGCUGAACAGAUCUGGCAAAGAGGUUGAAAUUGAGAAAAUAUCUUGUUUUCAACUGUGUGCCAAGGAAGGAUUACAGAGCGGAAUUUUAGUGACGGGAGACUAGGUAUGCACAGCGAGUUAUUUAUGGCCACAGCUUGUGCACUAGUCGGUAAACAGUGGAAGCAAUGGAAUGUGACCUUUUACCAUCCAGAUGAACACUGCAAAGAACUGAACAAUGGAUGAUAAUAAUUAACCCUCCCAGCACACCAGGUCUAUAUGAAGGACUACACACGUGAAACGGAUUACAGUGGUACCUCGGGUUACAUACGCUUCAGGUUACAGACUCCACUAACCCAGAAAUAGUACCUCAGGUUAAGAACUUUGCUUCUGGAUGAGAACAGAAAUUGUGCUCCGGCGGCGCAGCAGCAGCGGGAGGCCCCAUUAGCUAAAGUGGUGCUUCAGGUUAAGAACAGUUUCAGGUUAAGUAUGGACCUCCGGAACGAAUUAAGUACUUAACCCGAGGUACCACUGUACUCAUUUAUAAGAUGUAACGGAGGUGCUGGAAGAAUGUUUGACGGCAAGUGAAGGAUGUCAACUGCGGCAAUGUGAGGCAAUGAUGAUGAUCAUAUGUUCAGAACAGGAGCGGGAAACCUGAUUUUAAGAAAUUGUAUUAAAUUAAUUUAAUUUGGCUUGAUUUGUAAUAAUUUGGAAAAGUAAUAAAAGUAAUUUGAAAAAAUAACGAAACAUGUUCUGUCACAAUCAUAGCAGAGUUGCACAGUCUGAUAUAAAAUAAUGGGUGUACCUUUUGGUCAAGGUUGGAACUUAAUACAUAUGUGAAGGGGACUUAUGUGUAUGCUGUACGAUGGUGUAAUAAAAUAUGUCAGCUUUGAAAUGUUCCUCUAAGAGGAGUUAGUUAACACACAUGUUUUUGGGUUCUAUGGCUUUCAGCUCUUAACUUCCAUUCACUUUCUCUUGUGAAAUGCUGUCCUACUUCCUUGUGUCCAAAUUAAUCAUCUUCAAACACGCCCUGGAAGAUAAUAUACUUGUAUUUCAUUUUGACUCAAUAGCGACAUCAGUAUGUCAAAUCAAAAUUAUACCUGCAUCAAAAGUGAUGCCAAUCUCCUGUGCAUUAUUUUACACAACAAAAGUAGCAGGACUACUUUUAAAAUGCAAGCUUCAAUUUAAGUGAAAAUACUUGAAUUAAAUACCUUUAAAAAACACACCACUGGCAACAGGUUGAUUUAACUGCAAGCAAAAACAAAAACAAGCAAUGCUUAGGAUUGCUUCAAAAGCUGUGGUUUACACAGUGCUGAAUACAGUUAGCUACACCUGUGGUUACAGUGUUUUCUGUACCAGUUUUAGCACUUCACUUGACACCUGCUUAGUUGUUUUUCUCUUGUAGAAAAGGUUGAGUUUGCUUCCAGCACUAUGUUCAUUAACCUUCCAUGGUUUUAAAGCUUUCCUACCAAUAUUAAAAAGUAUCUCAGAUAAGGCCAGCCCCAAAUAAAAAUAAAAAGAUAAAUAAAAUAAAUAAUAAAAAAAUAAAUCAUCUCUAAAUUUUAGCACUUGUGUGUGAGAGACCUUAUCAGAAACCCAGCAAAUAUUGUAAUACGACACAGUUUAUGAUUAAGAGAGAUGACUUUUAAAGCCAGAAUUUUAAUUCAACCAUGUGAUUACCAAUGCAUAGACAGCUGUAUUCGAGCUGUCCUGAUCCAGGAAUGGCCAUAUCUGUCUUACCAACCAAAGCUGGUAUGGAUGAGCCUAUGGCCAGUGGCGAAGCUGCAUGCUCUGCUUCUGGGGGUGGAGAGCAGGAGGGGGCAUGGAUGGCACCCCCCCGGGAGUGUGACGCGCCACCCGGGGGUGUGGUAUGCCACCCGCGAGGGUUUGGUGCGCCAGCCCGCAGGGGCAUGGCCCGCGUUCUGGGGGUGUGAUGCGCCACUUGUGGGGGCGUGGUGCCCGGUGCAUGCGGGGGUGCGUGGCGUGUGUCCGGGGAGGGGGCGUUGCAAUGGCACCCUACCAGAAUAGUGGUGCCGGGGGCGGUCCGCUCCCUCCGCACUCCCGUUCCUCCACUAGCGCCUAUGGCCAUAAUAUAAUUGGUCACGGAUACCUUCAAGUAAUGUAAAUAAAUUAAAUUAUUGACAGCCUUGGGAUGUAUAGUCUCCUCACAUUUACUUCCAACAGCCAAACUGCUGAGAGAAUUGGAGGCAGCAAAAUUAAGAUCAAACUAGAUGCGGAUGGUAUAAUGAUUAGCUGUCAAAACCCUGUGAAAUCGUUGGGGGAACUGUCUGAGGUUAUUCAGCAAAUUGGUGCAGUAUCUGGAUAUAAAAUUAAUAGAAACAAAUUAGAAUUAAUUGGUCUGCACUUUGGUGGAAUAGCCAAGCUGGAUUUUUUUUUUUUUUAGCUAAACAUAGGUUAAAAUGUUCUGAAAAGCAGUUAAGUGUCUCAUAAUAUAUUUAUCAGAGGACCUGAAGUUAUUGUUUGUGAAUAAUUGUGAACUGGUUAUAAAGAAUACAUAAAGGAGGUUACAGAUAAUGGGAAACUAUUCAAAUGAUCACGGUUUGGCAUGAUUGUCUCAGUUAAAGUGUACCUAAUUCCAUAAUGGUUAUUUUUAUUUAAAAUAAUUCUAUUAUUUUUUUUAAUGUAAUCUGUUUUUCAGUAGCUGAUAUAUAAUUAUAAAUGUUUUUAUUUCAGAGGAGAGAAAAUUACAACAAAAACAUAAAUGUCAAUAAUAUAUAUAACCAUAAAAAUCAAAUCCUAUAUAAAUACAAAAACUCGCUGAACCCCCCAAGUUAAACCACUGGUUUAAAAACUGAGAAGCCUAGACCACAUGAGUUAGGUAAAAGGCCUGGGUGAUCAGAAAAUCUCUUUGAAGCUGGGGGAGGGACGCAGUGGCGGAGCUUCAUGCUCUGGCACCGGGGGGGGGGGCAGAGAGCAGGCGGGGGCGGGGCUGGCACCUGCAGGGGCAUGGCGCCCAGCGUGGGCAGUGGGGCAGCCGCAAUGGCACCCCACCAGGAUCGCGCUGCUGGAACAGGGCGGUGCGCUCCCCCUGCACUCCUCUUCCUAUGCCAGUAGAGGGACGAUGGUGGAUCGAUCGCCUGUCAUUGGCUGCCUGCGAUGUUAAAUGCCACAUAAUAUUUUUCUUAAUGUAGCUUAUAAUUAAUUGUUUCUGCUUGAUUGCUUCAUGUUUUUCUUGUGUGUCAGGACUUGAUAAUCUUUAGUGACGACGAGCCCUCAACUACUGAUGUGCAACCAACAUUUCCAACUAAGGUCCCUGUAGAGGAAUUGGCAACAGAUACAAAGAUAACGGCCGGGAACUCCUGGAAUGCGAGUAAGUAGAAAACAACAAGUAGAAGGCAAGUAGGUUAAAAGCAAAGGCAGAAUUUGCAUUCAAUUGCACCUUCAGAAGGAAGUAGCAGCUGGGAGGAAAGGCAGCUUUCAUCAGGAAGAUGGUGUAGGAAUGGAAAGGGAUUAAAAAACCCAAAACCCUCCAAUCCAGAUUGGGGGGCCCUACAGUUGCUUCUUCUAAAGAAAGAGAUGUGACCAGUUUACAAUGUGUUAUUUUUAAAAUAGUCUCAAUUCUAGUCACAAAAAUUCUUAAACCAUUGUAGACUUCUUUCCAGGGCUGGCCCAAUGCAUUCUGGCACCUGAGACAAACCACAAAAUGGUGUCUUCACCCACUCCCACCAGCGAAGGAGGAGUGAGAGAAGAUCUACAUUGAGAACAAAGGGGGGAAUCAAAUCAACCUUACCCAAUGGUUGAAGUGGGAAUCAAAGGCUGGUGUGUGUGGGGCAGGGGGGUAGACACCUAAUCUGAUUCAUGCUAGGUGGAUGCAGAGCCCAGGAGAUCCCAGAGGGCGGCCCUCACUAUUUCCUCUCUGGGGUAGAAGACCAGCAGCACCUCCUAUUCACCAAAAGGCCACUGUAUGGGUGGCAUGUGGGGGGCUACCAAGCUGGUGGCAGAUUUGGGCUCCAAGCAUGGGCGUGGCCGGGGGGGCAGCUGCACCCCCCGAUCACGUAAAACAAUAGAAAUACUUAACUAACCAAUCAUGUCAGUUCUGCCACCCCAACAAAAGUCCUCCCCCCCCCAAAGUCUUGACCCCACUAACAAAAACCCUGGCUACACCCAUGGCUUCAAGGAGCACAUUGCUACAAUGAUGGCAGCAGCAACUGCAUUCUUGGGAGCUGAGUUCUGCUGCCCCUGUGGAUUCUGCUGCCUGAGGCUGUCACAUCCCUUUGCCUCAAGGCCCAGUACUAGAACGUCAGAUGAACUAAGUACAUGGGUUGGCGGCUGGUUCAUGACUGGCAAAAUAAAGUAUUUUACAGAACAUAAAUUAACAAUAGAAUUUACUGCCAUGACAUGUUGUGACUAACACAGUUUAGUGCAUUCUCUAUAACCUCACAAACCGUUGCCAUAGAGACAAACAAUGUCAUACAAGAACACAGAAAGGGUCUCAGGUGGUAGAUAUUAUUGAUAGAAAAGUAAGCAGUGGGAGCUGGUGGACUCAAGAAACCAGGAUUCUAUUUUCAUGCUGGGCCUUGUCUCCUUGGUGGGGUGCGACUGUGCUGUGGAAGAUCUCACAGAUUAGAAGCUGAAAUGAUUUUCAUUAUUGUGUUCCAUAACAUACCUAUUUCUGCUUUUAAAACUAUGUAGGUGGGAGAAUGCGCGCGCGCGCGCGCACACACACACACACACAGUGUGAAAGUAUCCUACAGUAACACUGAAGUGUCUUAAGUGCUCUUUUUCUGUAUUUUGCCAGAAAAUAAUAAUCCCUUGCCAUGUUGUAGACUGAAAUAAAGUUGGGAUAUUUGGAAGAACAGAGCCACUCAAAAUUAAGUUAAUUUCAAUUUAAGAAUUAAUUAUUAAAAUAAUAAUAAUAAUAGUGAAAUACAGUGGUACCUUGGUUUGCAACCGUUUUGGAUUACUACCGUUUUGGAUUACAACCACGUCAAACCUGGAAGUGCGUGUCCCAUUUUUUUGGAUCACAACCCAUUUUUUUUUAUUACAACCCUUUUUUUUUUGGGGGGGGGAGGCACCAUUGGCGAAAGUGCGCCUUGGGUUACAACCUGUUUUGGUUUACAACCAAAGGUACCACUGUAUUCCAUUUUCAUCAAAGCUAACUUAGGGGUUGGGAUUCACUUUGAAGAAUAGACUUCCUAAAGACAAAUUUCAGCAUAACCCCUAAUGAUAACAAAUUGAACAUGGGUUACAUCCAAAUCUGUCAAAUCUCAAUUAAUUUGUUUUGCUGAGAACGUACUCUUGCCUUCUCUUAAUGCUAGUGGUACAGUUUUAUGUUAUUAAAAUGCCUUGGAUUUAAGUACUUCCCUGGCUUUUCAUAUCUUACGUGGCUUCUUUCCACAAAUAAUGUGCACAAGUCAGAUAAUACUAAUAGUUUAUGACAUUUGAUUUUUCCAAAGAGGGUCAUCAGCUUUCUCUCUAGAGACUUUCAGAUUCAUUAUGUUUCAAACUGUGAAAACAUCCUUGAUUUUGUCAGCAGGAAUACCGGUAUCUUUUUGAAAGGUUAAGUAGACUGACAAAGAUAGUAGAACAGAGGGAUAAAGAGUAGAGUAAGUGCAGACUGUAGUAAGCACAAACCACAAUCCACCUGUUGAUUUUUUUAAACCAUGAAAUGAACAAUAUUUUGUUCUCAUGUCAGUCUGAAGUCCUUGCCACUAGUAAUUUCUGAGAAGUUGCUUAUUUAUUGUAAGAGUACAAAUAGGGUGAGGUGGAUGGGAAUUGUAGUCUAACAACAUCUGGGGAGUUAAGGUUGAGUAAUUUGUUUUAUUUUUAGAAAUAAAAGACUCAGACUGCAUGGUUUACACAAGCCCAAUUUUGUGUUUCUAUACAAAUAAUUUAGAAACAUUUCCUACUUUGGAAUAUAAGUUUUAUUGUCUGUGUUUUCUUACUGCUGUAUGGAAAAGCACAUGAAUUUUACCUCUGAAGAAUUUGUAAGUAAAACAUGUGGUUUCUCUUUUUAUGCUAAGGGAAGAGGAAAACUUGGCAGCAACUUAGAAGGGAAUGAGGUCAAACCUAUAUUUCCACAUUUUACUUUGCUGCAUAUUUUGUGAUUUUAAAUCUUUGCUAGGGUUCUCUCACCAAAGAGUACUUGCCACAUAGGGAAAUAGGGAUGCGCAUAAUUCUAUAAACUAAUCAACAGCUAAUCUGUGCAGGAAAGUGGGAUGGAUUAGGACAGCAGAGAAUUCCAGCAAGUUACACAGACAUAGUAAUUCUUGACUCGUUCUCCUUUUCUCCCCCACUCAGAAAAUUAGCUUUUCAUUUUGCACACAUGAAAUUAGGAUAGUGUCUUUACUUUCACCUGGGAGUCUUCAGGAAAGUCAGAGGAGCUGAUGAGUGUGGAUUUCAGUACCGAACACUGAGAAACUCCCCGCUGCUUGUCAUGUUGAGGCAGAAUGCCUCAGUGAAGACUGAAUAUGAGGUUUUCACUGAAAGGUAUAGAAGCCAACUCCUAGGGCCCCAUAAAAUAUAUGAGGGGGCCAGGCUCCCCCCAAAGUUGAUGGGCAUUGCUAUUCAAAUAGUGUGCAUGCAUUUUCCUCCUUAUCUCAGAGUCAGGAAUCUGGUGGGGAAUGACCAGGUUUCCUUUUGACGCAAGUCUUUUACUGGCUCCCUUGUUUGCCUCCCAGAUGAAACGCUUGGCUUGAAGCAUUCUCCUGAACUUGAUGUUUGGGUGGGAGGUCAGGUUUAUGGAUCUUUAAUGUCAGGCACUUCCAGCUCUUGGUCCUCCCCUCCCUGCUGUGCUUGCAUAUAGCCUAGUUCCUUAUCACUCUUGAUCAUUCAUUUGCCUUACUGAAAUUUGUACAGUAUAAUAGGCAAUUGAAUAAAAUUGGUAUGGAGAUUCCUAGGAAGAAAACUACUUCUAGAUGAUUAGCAUUUAAAUAGGACACAUAGCCAUUAAGGGCUGUAUUAUAGUCACUAAAUCAGCAUUCAGCUUGAGCAAGACAAAUUUGAAUACAAUAUUAUUAUAGCUCAUAAUUACAGAUAUUUAAGUGCAGUAACAUAGAUUAGCUACAUGAAACCAGGCUUGAAAUAACAAGGUUUCAUCAGGUCAUAUUCAAGUCAUAGUAUAGUUUUAUGGCUGAUAUUUGAAAGAGGGAUGGACAUUUCCUUAUUUGAAUUCCCUAUUUCAAAUAAGGAAAUGUCCAUCCCUCUUUCAAACAUUUGAAAUAGGGAUGGACAUUUCUUCUUUUUUUUUAUAAAUAUUUAUUAGGAUUUUACAAUAAACAUAGGUUUAAAAAAUUAAGAAAAUUAAACCGAAGAUUACACAUAAACAGAAAAAGAAAAGAGAUAACAAGAAUAAUACCAGAAAAACAAGGACCUAAAAAAUAAAAAGGAAAAUACAAAAAACAAAUGGCUAAAAAAGAAAAAGAGAGAAGAAGGAAAAAAAAAUUUAAAAGAGAAAAAAUCCAUUUUUCAAUAUCUUUAGGCUCAUUUACUUAUUUCCUUGACCUCCUCACACCUCCCCUUUUUGUAUUCCCGUUUACAAAAUCCUUUCAGCAAAUCCUUACCCUCUUUCAUUUAUCUUUACUCUAUAUCUUAACCUAUUAUAACUAUAUAUUUUCAUCCAUAUAACAAUCUAUAUUUGCAUAUUCUUAUUAACCUUAUUACCAAAACCACUUAUUUCCAUUCCAACAUCAUUUUAACAUUCAUUAAUUUUACAGUAUUUCUGCAAAUAGUCUUUAAAUUUCUUCCAAUCUUCUUCCACCGACUCUUCUCCCUGGUCUCGGAUUCUGCCAGUCAUUUCUGCCAAUUCCAUAUAGUCCAUCACCUUCAUCUGCCACUCUUCCAGGGUGGGUAAAUCUUGUGUCUUCCAAUACUUUGCAAUAAGUAUUCUUGCUGCUGUUGUUGCAUACAUAAAGAAAGUUCUAUCCUUCUUUGGCACCAAUUGGCCGACUAUGCCCAGGAGAAAGGCCUCUGGUUUCUUCAAGAAAGUGUAUUUAAAUACCUUUUUUAAUUCAUUAUAAAUCAUCUCCCAGAAAGCCUUAAUCCUUGGGCACGUCCACCAAAGGUGAAAGAAUGUUCCUUCAGUUUCUUUACAUUUCCAACAUUUAUUGUCGGGCAAGUGAUAGAUUUUUCAAAGCUUGACUGGGGUCAUGUGCCACCUGUAUAUCAUUUUCAUAAUAUUCUCUCUUAAAGCAUUACAUGCCGUAAAUUUUAUACCUGUGGUCCACAACUGUUCCUAGUCAGCAAACAUAAUGUUAUGUCCAACGUCCUGUGCCCAUUUAAUCAUAGCAGAUUUAACCGUCUCGUCCUGAGUGUUCCAUUUUAACAGCAAGUUAUACAUUCUUGAAAGUAUCUUUGUUUUAGGAUCUAACAGUUCUGUUUCCAACUUUGAUUUUUCCACCUGGAAGCCAAUUUUUUAAUCUAAAUUAUAAGCCUCUCUUAUUUGAUAAUAAUGAAGCCAGUCUCGCACUUUAUCUUUUAGUUUCUCAAAACUCUGCAAUUUCAAUUUGUCUCCUUCUUGCUCCAAGAUUUCCCAAUAUUUCGGCCACUUGGCCUCCAUAUUGAGCUUUUUCAGGGCCUUUGCCUCCAUCGGUGACAACCACCUUGGAGUUUUGUUUUCAAGUAAGACUUUAUAUCUUGUCCAGACAUUAAACAAUGCUUUUCUGACAAUAUGGUUUUUAAAUGCUUUAUGUGCUUUAACCUUGUCGUACCAUAAGUAUGUGUCAGGGAACUGCCAUCGGACGGAAGGGAGGUGAAAGGGCUCACACAGGUUGGGAGAGACGCAGCAGCUGAAGAGGAAACCAACAGGGAGGUGAAAGGGCUCACACAGGUUGGGAGAGACGCAGCAGCUGAUGAGGGAACCAGCAGGGGGAGAGGAGCUGAGCUGGAGGGAUGGCUCAGAGACACUUCCAGCGAAACAGUGGAGAGGUUUCAGGACCUCCUGUAAGAACACCCACUCCUCGCCGGAAACUGUCACGCAGAGAUUCCAGAAGACGUGUUUCCGUUAAGGAGCUUUUAUGUUGGAAGCGAUUACGAAAGCAACCACUGUCGGAAUCUGCUAGUGACUAGAGUAGCCAUGUCUGAGGGGCUCUGUCACAGACAGAGGUUUGUGGACUUGAACAAACUCUGAGGGGAUACGAUUUUACGCACAAGCAGCUCAUCAUCCCAUCACAGCAUUCCGACAGUCUUUGAAAGCAGCUUGUGCAGGAGAAGGUAUCAUGAGCAACCCAGCCGGAACCGGAGAAGCAGGAGCUGGAGCGGGUCCAAGCCUGGAAGAAAGGUACCAGAUGUUGGAGGUCCAGCUAGCGAUGCAGACGGCGAGGCUUGAGGAGAGGAGGGCUCAGGAUGCAGACAAAGGGGAAAGCCACCCAGUUCGCCAGAAAGGUACCAGGAUUGGUGCAGAAGUUUGGGGGAGCCCAAAAACUAUCAUGGUUUUCGGACAGAAAUGCAAUAUGCCCUCAAUCUGCAGUUUGAUGAAUUCCCUGACGAGGAAUCACGAGUGGCUUUCGUGAUUGAGCAUCUUGAAAAGGGGCGAGAGACUGGGUUAGACCCCUGAUGGCAGCGAAUAGUGACGUCUUAAAAGACACGAUGAAGUUCUUUCGCGCCAUGGAUCUGAUGUUUUCCAGCGAUAUUGAAAAGGGAGUGGUGCGCAGACAGUUAAUGGGUUGCAAACAGGGGAGCCGAUCUGUCCGUGAGUACUGGACUGAGUUCACCAUGCUUGUUCACAGAUUGGGGUGGGACUUAUCGGCGGAACCCAUUCAAAUGCUCUUUGAAGAAGGGCUUUCUUCGGCUGUGAAAGACGAACUUUCCCGGGCGCCCAGGGCGGAGUCUAUGGACCAGCUGACCAAAUCAGCGCUGGCCAUAGGAGCGCGCCAGGAGGCGAGAGCAUUGGAGAGGCGGGAAGGGAAAGGGAACGUUGGAAGGAGUUCCGCAUUCCAGACAUUCCAGAGCCACCUUUCCCACCGGCAGAGCCGCUGGAAAUCGGAACAGCGCGCGCGCGCAGUUUCAAAGCCCAGUGAGGGGGCAAAGAAGGAGGGAAAAGGCGCCCGGAAAUGCUAUCUCUGCCAACAGCCAGGUCACUUUGCCAGAGUCUGCCCCCAGAGGAAAGAAUGGCAAGGGAUGGUAGGGGCUGUGGAUGGAAGAGAGGAAAAUAUACCGGAGCAAGUAAAAGCCAACGCCUGGCUGCCACUGUCAGGGCACAGCAGCCAGGCCAAAGAGCAGUGAGAGUGCCCACGCCAGAACCUCCUAAACCCGCCCUAGUGAUAGAAGUGACGCUAGAGCUGCCAAACGGACACCCUCUAAAGAUAAAGGCGCUGUUGGACUCAGGCAGCUCCUGCAAUUUCAUGAGCAAAGAGUUUGCAGCUGAACACCAGAUACAGACAAUCCCUUUAAGCAGCCCCUUGCAGGUGACCACGAUCGAUGGCAGGGAGCUGUUGGGUGGAGAAGUCAGCUUGCAGACCGUCCCAAUGAUAAUGAAGGUAGCAAGGCACACCGAACUGAUAGCUUUUAAUGUGGCCACCUUGGGAGGAGCUCCCAUUAUAUUGGGGAUGAGCUGGCUAGCGUUACAUGAUCCGCUGGUGGGCUGGCAUCAGAGAGUGGUUUCUUUUGGUUCAGCACAUUGCUUAGAACACUGCAAAGAGGGAAAGGGUUUGGCAGGGGUCCAAGCCACCCUAGCAGGGACUGAAGUAACAGAGAACGUGAAGGUACCACGACAAUAUGCAGAUCUCCGUGACGUCUUCAGCGAAAGGGAAGCUGACCAACUACCCCCGCAUAGACCCUUUGACUGUCAAAUCAACUUACUCCCUGGAGCACAGCUCCCUGUAGGCAAGCUGUACGCCAUGUCAGACAGAGAGAUGCAGGAGUUAAGAGAGUUCAUUGACAAGAACCUGAAGAGAGGGUUCAUCAGAGAGUCCAGGGCGGUGGGGGCAGCCCAGUGUUUUUGUGGAUAAGAAAAACACGAACAAGCCGAGGCUGGUGUGUGACUUCAGGGCCUUAAAUGCAGUGUCAGAACCAGUAGCCUUCCCUAUGCCCAGGAUUGACGACAUUUUGACAAGGGUGCAGAAGGGAAAGAUUUUUACAAAGCUGGACCUAAGGGGGGCGUACAACCUGGUACGAAUAAGGAAGGGGGAUGAAUGGAAAACCACUAUGUUCACCCCUUUAGGGGCAUUUGAAUAUUUGGUUAUGCCCUUCGGCCUACAAGGAGGCUCCGCAACAUUUCAAUCGUUUAUGAACCACGUCCUGGGGCCUUUGCUUUACAAGAAUUGUGUGGCCUUUUAGACGACGUGUUGGUGUAUUCUGAGAAUGAGGAGCAGCAUGUGAGAGACGUCAGAGAAGUGUUGAGCAGGCUGCAAGCCAACCAGCUGUGGGUGAAACUGGAGAAGUGUCAGUUUCAUACCAAGGAGGUGGAAUUCCUGGGGUAUCGCCUGUCAGACAAGGGAUUGGCCAUGGAUCCCGGCAAGGUCCAGGCUGUGCUGGAAUGGAAAACACCCAAAACAAAGAAGGAUGUGCAGAGGUUCCUAGGAUUUGGGAACUUCUAUCGUAAGUUCAUCCGAAACUUUGCCCACCUGACGGCGCCCAUUACGGACUGUCUCAGCAGUAAGAAGAAGUUCGUGUGGACUGAGGAGGCGGAGCGAGCAUUUGAGGAACUAAAAGGGCCUUCGCCUCGGAACAACAACUCCUGCAUGUGGAUUUACAAAAACCGAUGAGAGUGGAAACUGACGCAUCAGACAGAGCGAUUGGGGCGGUGCUUCUGCAGCCAGGCAAGAAGGGGUCAGAGUGGAGACCGUGUGCCUUUUGUCGCGAAAGCUGAACAAAUCCGAGAGGAACUACACGGUGUAUGACCGAGAACUACUAGCCAUUCAUGAGGCGUUCCGGAGAUGGAGGCACCUGCUAAUUGGCGCACAACAUAAGGUGCAAGUGUGCACUGACCACAAGAACCUAGAGUAUUGGAGGACGGCACGAGUGCUCAACCAACGGCAAGUGAGAUGGGCCCAGGAGUUCUCCAAAUUUAACUUUGAGAUUAGUUACGUGCCAGGCCCAGAGAACAUUAGGGCGGACGCUCUCUCACGCAAACCUGAAUAUUUGGAGGAGGGGGCACCCGAAGAGAGACAUGUCAUUCCAGAAGACCGCUGGGUGUGUGGGGCGGCAUUGGUGGGACAAAGAGAACUGGUAGAGGAAACAGAGAAUGAUGAAUACGCCCAGAAUAAGCUCAGAGGUCUUAGGGGUGAUGGAGAGGAACCAGGGGUUUCGAGGAAAGAAAUGGAGCUUUGUAUUACAAAGGGGCACUGUAUAUCCCUGAAGGAGAGUUAAGGGGAGGGUACUCAAGCAGUUGCACGACAGCCCUACGGCGGGGCAUUUUGGACAACACAAAACCAUGUGGUUGGUCACCAGGGAAUUUUGGUGGCCUAAGGUGAGGGAAGAUGUACGUGAGUAUGUAAGAGGGUGCGAGCAAUGCCAGCGAGCCAAAGGGGAAAGGCGGGCGCCGGCGGGGCUAUUAGAACCCUUACCAACCCCAGAACGACCUUGGGAGGCAGUGUCGAUAGAUUUUAUGACUGAUCUGCCGAAGUCCAAAGGGAAAACAGCCAUCAUGGUGGUGGUAGACCUACUAACAAAGAUGUGCCACUUUGUAGCUUGCUCGCAUGCAGUCACGGCGGAAGAGACAGCGAAGUUAUUUGUAGAAAACAUUUUUAGGUUGCACGGGGUGCCAUUGAGGGUGGUCUCAGACCGAGGAAAACAAUUUACUUCCAGGUUCUGGAGGAAGCUCAUGAGCUUACUGCAGGUGGAGGUCAAUUUUUCGACUGCCCGGCACCCUGAAACCAACGGGCAGGCGGAAAGAGCAAACGGUGUCCUCCAGCAAUACCUGAGGUGUUAUGUCAAUGACAGAGAGAAUGACUGGGUAGAAAAGUUGGCGCUGGCGGAAUUUGCCUACAACAAUGCCGAGAAUGUGUCCACAGGGAUGAGCCCCUUCUUGGCUAAUUAUGGGUGUCAUCCCAGGGCUUUCCCAGGGGAGAGGGGGAGAGAUGGAGCGUCCCGGCAGCCGAGCAUUUUGUGGAAGAAAUUGAAGGAAUCCAUCGUCAGCUCCAGCGCCAACUUAGAAAGGGCGAAGGAAGAAUACAAGAGGCAGGCAGACAAGAACCGAAGGGAAGGUGAAACCAUAAGGGUGGGAGAUAGGGUGUGGCUGUCAACCCAAGGGUUGCCGUUCAAAGGAGGUUGUAAGAAAUUAAGACCCAGGAGGUUGGGUCCCUUUGAGGUCAUUCAACAGGUCAACCCAGUGGCUUUCAGGCUCCGGUUACCCAACCACAUGAAACUGCACCCAGUAUUUCACAGGUCGUUACUGUCACCGUACGAAGGGGGACGAGAAGGGCUGGCCACUCGGGGACCGGUCGUAGAAGAAAGAGAAUGCAGCAGCCAUGUGGCAGAAAUCCUCGACGCCAGGUGGAAGGGGGAUCAGGUGGAGUAUUUGGUAGCGUGGGAAGGAGAACCGGAGUCAGAAAACACUUGGGUAAUGGCUGAAGAUAUCAAUGACGAGGUAUUGAUAGAAACGUUCCAUCAAAGGUUCCCAAGGAAACCUCAGCCUGUGGAGAGGUUCCGGAGGGAAUACUUUGGGACCACUGAUGAAGGGGAGGAGUUGGAAGGAUUCCCGGACUCGGAAGGGGAAGGGGAGAUGGACUCUGAGGAGGAGGUGUACUCCGAGCCCAGGAACCGCCACAGGUCCAGAGAAGUGUUCGAGUCAUCGGAAGAUGAAGGAAGUUCAUUCCGGGUUUUGCCUCCUCACCGCCCGUAGAGGAGGGGGCGAGAGGGGUGAAGGGGGCCCUGGAGGGGAGGUGGAUGUCAGGGAACUGCCAUCGGACGGAAGGGAGGUGAAAGGGCUCACACAGGUUGGGAGAGACGCAGCAGCUGAAGAGGAAACCAACAGGGAGGUGAAAGGGCUCACACAGGUUGGGAGAGACGCAGCAGCUGAUGAGGGAACCAGCAGGGGAGAGGAGCUGAGCUGGAGGGAUGGCUCAGAGACACUUCCAGCGAAAACAGUGGAGAGGUUUCAGGACCUCCUGUAAGAACACCCACUCCUCGCCAGAAACUGUCACGCAGAGAUUCCAGAAGACGUGUUUCCGUUAAGGAGCUUUUAUGUUGGAAGCGAUUACGAAAGCAACCACUGUCGGAAUCUGCUAGUGACUAGAGUAGCCAUGUCUGAGGGGCUCUGUCACAGACAGAGGUUUGUGGACUUGAACAAACUCUGAGGGGAUACGAUUUUACGCACAAGCAGCUCAUCAUCCCAUCACAGUAUGCAUGCCACCCAAAAACAUUAUUGAAACCUUCUAGAUCCAAAAUGUCUGUGUUCUCAAGAAGCAGCCAAUCUUUCAACCAGCAGAAUGCUGCUGAUUCAUAAUAAAGUUUAAAGUCUGGCAGGGCAAAUCCCCCUCAUUCCUUUGCAUCAGUUAAUAUUUUAAGUUUUAUUCUGGGCUUAUUGCCCUGCCAGACAAAUCUAGAAAUAUCUCUCUGCCACCUCUUGAAACAAUCCAUUUUGUCCAGAAUUUGUAGUGAUUGAAACAAAAACAGCAUUCUUGGCAAUACAUUCAUCUUUAUAGCAGCAAUUCGACCCAACAAGGAAAGCUUCAAAUUUGACCAUAUUUCUAAAUCCUUUUUCACUUCCGACCAACAUUUUUCAUAAUUGUCUUUAAAUAAGUUCCCAUUUUUAGCUGUCAUAUUAAUCCCCAAGUAUUUCACCUUCUUAACCACUGUUAAACCUGUCUCAUUCUGAAACCUCUCUUUCUCAAUCGGUGUUAAGUUCUUCUCAAGGACUUUAGUUUUUAACUUGUUCAACUUAAAUCCUGCCACAUAACCAAAUUCUUGGAUCAGUUCUAAUACUCUUUUAGUACUAGAUUUUGGCUCCUGUAAAGUCAGUACUAAAUCAUCUGCAAAAGCUUUCAAUUUGUAUUGUUUAGCUCCGACCUUUAUACCCUUGAUCAGAUGGUCCCUUCUAAUCAUAUUUAACAAGACCUCCAGGACCGAAAUAAAAAGCAAUGGGGAAAUUGGGCAACCUUGUCGUGUCCCUUUCUCUAUCUUGAAUUCCUCUGUCACACAUUGUUAAUUAUUAGUUUAGCCUUUUGUUCUGAAUAAAUUGCACUUAUACCAUUUUCAAACCCUUGACCGACCCCCAUCCCCUGAAGAUUUUUCUUCAUAAAGCUCCAAGAAAUAUUAUCAAAGGCUUUCUCGGCAUCUACAAAAAUUAAAACUGCUUUGGUGUUAAUGUCCACUUGCAACUUUUCCAAAAUGUUAAUUAUAUUCCUCGUGUUAUCAGACAAAUGUCUGCCUGGGAGAAAGCCAGCUUGGUCCUUCUGUAUCUCUUCCACUAAUACUUUUUUUAGCCUUUUGGCCAAAAUGUCAGCAAAUAUUUUGUAAUCCACAUUUAACAGGGAUAUGGGUCGGUAGUUCUUAAGUUGUGUCUUUUCAGACUCAGUUUUCGGUAUAAGUGUGAUAUAUGCUUCUUUCCACGACUCUGGUUCUUUUUUCCCCUCCAAAAUUUCAUUGCAAACCUCCUUUAGUGGUUGAAUUAUCCAAUCCUUCAAAGUUCUAUAGUAUUUUGAGGUUAAACCGUCCGGCCCUGGAGAUUUUCCCAACUGCAUGUUCUGAAUGGCACCUUCUACCUCCUGUUCUGUAAUUUUAUAGUUCAGCAUUAUCUUAUUUUCUUGAGAGAUUUUUUGUAAUCCAUUUGUUUUCAAAAAUUGGUCUAUAUCAAACACUUUCUGAGGCCCUUGUGUAUAUAACUGUUUAAAAUACAUCUGGAAACAUUUUCUAAUUUCCACUGGAUUCUGGAUGUUCUUUCCAUCCACUUCCAAAUUAGCAAUGGUAUUAAGCUUUUGGCUUUUUUUCAUCUGCCAAGCUAGCAGUUUCCCACAUUUAUUAGCCGAUUCAAAAGUCCUUUGUCUCAUUUGUUUAAUUUUCCAUCCGAUUUCCUGAUUCAUCAUCUUCAUAUAUUGCACUUGAUGUAACUUUAUUUCUCUCAGAAUCCCUUGUGAAUUUGGCUUCACUCUCAGUUUCUUCUCGCCCUCUUUUAUUUUUUCCAAAUUUUUUUCUUUUUUCUCAUUUUGAGCUCUCUUCUUUAAUGAAUUCUGUUGAAUCAGAAACCCCCUCAUAACUGCUUUACUUGCGUCCCAGAUUACUCUUUUUUCCACGGUAGUAUUCAAAUUUAUCUCAAAAUAGUCUCUCAGAGUUUUUUGGGCCUUCUUAAUAACCUCUUGAUCUCUAAACAAGGUGUCAUUCAUCCUCCAUCUGAAGGAACCGGUUGGUGUUAAUUUCAUCUCCAUUUUUACGGCAUUAUGGUCGGAGCACGUCUUAGGGCAGAUCUCUACUUUUCGAGUCUUAGGUGCCAGUCCUCUAGUUAUCCAGAUUUGGUCAAUUCUUGUCCACGUCUUUUUGGCUUCAGAAAAGAAGGUUCCCUCUCUACCCAAGGGAUUCCUAGUUCUCCAAAUGUCAAUCAAAUCCAUAUUGUCAGUCAAUUCAAAAAAAGUUUUUGGUAGUCUACCAUCUUUAGUAACUACCUGUCUCUGCGACUUAUCCAUGUUUGUGGAUACCACUCCAUUCAUAUCUCCCAUCAAAAUAAUGUUGUAGUCCAUAUAGUCCAGCAAAAUCUCAUGCAACUUCUUAUAAAAUUCAGAUUUCCCCUCAUUCGGUGAAUAUACUCCUACUAUCAGAAAUUUUUCUCCUUGUGUUUGAAUUUCAAUUGCUACAAAUCUUCCUUGGCCAUCUUUAAAAACAAAUUUCGGUGAUAGGCUCUCUUUUGCAUAAAUAACUAGUCCUCGCUUUUUAACCUUGUCCGAUGAAAUAAACUCUUGGCCCAGUCUCUUAUUAAUCAAUAUUUUCCUGUGUAGCCUUAUCACAUGUGUUUCCUGUAAGCAAAUCAAGUCCAAUUGUUCCUUUUUCAAUAAAUAAAAGACUUUCUUCCUUUUCUCCGGGGAAUUGAGUCCGUGAAUAUUCCAGCUUAAUAGUUGCAGAGACAUGAUGUAUUUAAUUUAUUUUUCCUCCAACUUCUCCCAAUAAAUCCUCUUGUUCUGACGGUGGUAUCACUUUCUCUAACUUGUCCAAUCCCGAAGGUGGUGAUACUUUGUCUAAUGUUCCUGGUCUUAGGGCUCUUGGCUCUUCUUCCACUCCUUUUUGCAGGUCUUCUUCGUGAUCUCUCAGAAAUUUUUCUUUAUCCUCCACUGAUCUUAUUUUAAACUUUUUACCUUUAAAGGUAAAAGAAAGGCCUUGGGGGAAUUCCCACCUAAAGAUGGUUCUAUUACCUUUCAACAGGGCCACCAAAUCUCCGUAGUUAGACCUAAGGUCCAAAAGAUGUUUCGGAAUAUCCUUAAAUAUCUCCACUCUUGAUUCAUGUAUUUUUAAAGUAUUCUGGGAGUGCAGACUCAAUAUUUUAUCUCUCUCCUCUUUUGAUCGAAGGGUGAUCAAACAGUCUCUCACCCUGUUCUUUCUCCCUCCUCUUCCAAGUCUGAAAGCAUUUACUAUCUUAAAGUCUUGCUUAUCAUCCAGUUUCCAAAAGUCUGCAAAUUCCUGUGUUAGAAAAUCACUUAGGCUGUCUUUCUCAAGUUCAGGUACCGCCCUAAUCCUCAUAUUGGUCUGCUUUUCCUUCAAUUCAAUCAUAGACAAAAGUGACUGAUGGGCCCCAAGCUGUGACUGGUGGUCUCCAAGCUGUUUACAUAUCGGUAUUAUCUUUUCCUCUGCAGCCACUGCUUUUCUUUUGCUUCCUCAGCUGUCUUUUGAUUUAAUGCAGAUUCUUGCAGCAAUUUUUCAAUAGAUUCUGUAUUUGAGUUUACCUUCUGCCCCAAAUUGUUAAUGCUUAUAGUGUUCUGGUCAAUUUUAUUUGUCGCUUCAGUAACUUGUUUACUUAAUUUAUCUAAAGUUUCAUAAAUUUUACUUAAAACUGAAGUAAAUCCUUCUUCCGAUGUCAUACCUUUUACCCCGCUUGUGCCGGGUCUUCCCCUUGUGGUACAGGAGGGCCAGAUGCAGAUGCUCUGCGCUGUUGCAAUGCUCCACUGGUCUGUUGGAGUCUAACCUUGCCCGAUCUUGUUGUCUUUUCCUCCAUAACACUUUGUCUGCGAGUCUGCGAGUCAAGGUCACUCCCACGAUCAGGCUUGUUUUGCAGUGGAAAAUUCCCUGGCUGGUUAGAAAUGGAAAAUUCCCCAACCAAUUGUAACAAUUUCAGUGAGCGUCUAGGGGGACACAGUAACAGUCAGUAAUAAUAACAGUCAGUAUCUUCCCAACUCUUCAAAAGUCCCCCUACAGCAAAGUUAAUAACAGUUUCAAGUCCAAAGUAUCUCACAUGCAGAGUUGGCUGUCAAAGAAUUACACUGUCCAUAAAUAGUGCGGCUCUCAAAACGACAGUUCUAUUAGUCUUGGCAAUCCGUUCCCAAGGAUUGAGUGGUGGUCUUAUAUCCCUUUUUUGUCCUUCUUUUCCUUCUCCUUUUUAUUUUUUAACAGGCAGAAAAUACUUUCCCUUCUUCCCUCCCCUCUCAAUUCAGGGAGGGAGUUCUUUUUAUUUGACGUUUGGGUUUGAAUCUUUUAGCGCACCUCUCCCGGUCUUAGCUUAAACAGUCUUUGCUUUGAUCUAUAUACAAAACGGAAGGUGGACUUCCUGUUUGCACCUUGCCGCUUCGGUACCAAAUUAAACCUUCUUUUUCCUUUAGCAUCCAAUCUUAAAGCUUGACCUACUCACGGGUUGUUGUUUAAUAGCCGAAUUGUUACAGGAAAAGAGGUCAGCGCUCUCCGGCAACAGCUGCGCGGCUUCACUCCACGGAAGUAGCGAUCGACUCUCAGCGCCGCGUCAAACCCCCGUUUCGCUCCGGAGCCCCUCGCAGGGUUCCCUUGCAAAUUGGGGGAGCGCUGAAGGUGCCCGCCGAGUCCCACGGUCACAGGCUUCACCCGCCUGUGGUUUUCGAGGGGGUUCCCGCUUCGCCGUAGCGGCAAGACCCGAUUUCCGAGGAGCUAUUCCCUCAAUACUAGAGGGAAUCCGCCAUUGCCGAUGGCGCCGCCUCCGGAAGUCCUGAAAUAGGGAUGGACAUUUCCAGAGGGUGAUGCUUGGGGAGUGUUCUUUGGCCCCGUGGAGCCUUCAGUGUGGGAUUCCUUAGGGUUCAGUUGUAUCCCCUAUGCUAUUUAACAUCUACAUGAAACCACUGAGUCAGAUUAUCCAGAGGUUUGGAGUACUGGUAUGUUGUCAGCAAUAUGCUGAUGACACACAGCUCUACUUCUCCUUUACAUCUGCAGGUGUGGCAGUGUAUGUGCUGUUAUGUAUUUUGUGGGUUUUUUAAAAAAACUUUUGAUAUUUUAAUGUUGUGAACUGUUGAGAUCUAUGGAUAGAGGGUGUUAUACAAACUUAAUAAAUAAUAAUAAAGAAAAAUUAAUAGCACACUAUCUAGACAUUAUACUCCCCCCCCUUACAUUCCCUCUAUAUAUUUAAUGUACUUGCCCUAUUAGGAGUUUUAACAGUACUGGAUACCCUGCUGUUUUAUUGAUGUUUUAUCUGGAUUUUAUCUGCUGGUCUUACAGCUUUUAUCUGCUGCUUGUAUGCUCUUUUAUACUGUAGUUUUCUGUUGUUAUAUUUCUGCUUUUUAGCUGUAUUCACCUUGAAGCCAUUUGGCAAUCAUGUAAGAUAUAAUAUACUAAUGAAACUAUAUAAAGGUAAAGGUACCCCUGCCCGUACGGGCCAGUCUUGACAGACUCUAGGGUUGUGUGCUCAUCUCACUCUAGAGGCCAGGAGCCAGCGCUGUCCACAGACACUUCUGGGUCACGUGGCCAGCGUGAUGAAGCUGCUCUGGCGAACCGGCACCAGAGCAGCACACGGAAACACCGUUUACCUUCCCGCUAUAAAGCGGUACCUAUUUAUCUACUUGCACUUAAGGGUGCUUUCGAACUGCUAGGUGGGCAGGAGCUGGGACUGAACGACGGGAGCUCACCCCACCGCGGGGAUUCGAACCGCCGACCAUGCGAUCGGCAAGUCCUAGGCGCUGAGGUUUUACCCACAGCGCCACCCGCGUCCCGUACAAUGAAACUAUAUACUUCCAUUCAACAAAUAAUGUUAUUUUUUGUGACAUAACUUUUGUUACCUUUCAGGUACUUAUUUGAAUCCCUCAGAAAGAAAUCCUUUAACUUUUCCAAAAUGGGAUUCAGGCAGGAAAUCAAAGAGUUCUAUUAUUUCCAAAGCUAUGCUUAAAUCUCCUCCGAAGACACAGUCCAGUGUAUACAGCCACAAAGUUGCAGAAACUUUGCUUGAUCUUUGGUCAUUGGGCCCAGAAGAGUUUAUCACUACCAACAGACAGAACACCAAACCAGAUUUUGUUUGCUGUCAGACUGAAGCCUCUGUUGAAACCCUCUACCAAUCUCCAACUUUUCAAACAUUUGAUUCUUUGGGAAACAGCAUAAUGAAAACCACAACUCCAGCUUCUUCUCAGCAACUAUUUGAACCUAGUGAAUCUAGCCUGAAAAAUUUCUGCUUCUUGAGGGCAAGCACAGUACAGCCAGCCAGCUUAGGCAGCCAACCAACCCCAAGGCCAGGUGAGCUUGUGGCUUCCAUGUCCAUCAUAGAAACAUGCCUGUUGCUUCACCAUCCAAAUUCUUUCUCUAUGGCUUUUGCAAAACUGUAAUAUUUUUGUGAAUAAUACCCAGGGGGUUGGGUUCCAUUGAUUCUAGAUGUUAAGACACUGUUAGUGAACGUCUGUGAUGCUAGUAAUUGCUUUUAUAGCAUUCUCUUUACACAGCAGAUAAAACUCUUAUUAUAUUUAAAAGGGACAUCAAGUGGACAUUAUUUUGAAGUGGUCAUGGCUGCAUACAUAUUACUGUCUAAUCCAGGCCCAGUGUGCUACCCCGAAGGCCAGCCUAAUAUAUUUUGGCACCUGAGGUGCACCACAAAAUUGCACUCUCCCACCCCCCCCCCCCCCCCCCGGAAGAAGGGAUGAGUGAAGAUUUACAUUGAGAACAACAGGGGGAUAAAGAUCUAGAUUGGGAGCAAGAGGAGGUGGGGAAUCAAACCAACCUUACCUGAUGGUUGAAGUGGGAAUCAAAGGCUGUCACAAUAGAAGGGGGAAGGGGCUCACUGUGAAUCACGCCAGGUGGGUGCAGAGCUCAGGAAACCCCAGAAGGCAGACCCCACCAUUUCCUCCCUAGGGCUAGGAGGAGACCAGCAAGUCCUCCUGUUUGCCAAGAGGCCACUGUAGAGGUGAGUGCUCUGGUCUCCAAGGAUUGCACCGCAGGAUUCCACUUCUUGGAGGUGAGAUCUGCUGCCCCUGUGGAUCCUGCCUCACUUUGCCUCGUGGGUAAGCCAACCCUGACUACCACCAGUGGUGUUUGAAGCUGAAUACACAUGCUAUUAGCAACAAUCUAUAUGUAGGCUUUAGUUUCUUGAGAAAUUCGGCUGUUUGAUGCCUUGGGUUGAGUACAACAGCACCCCCUCUUUGCUGUGUACAGCAUUGUAAAAAUGAGACUUGAAAUGCAGUGGAGAAAAUGACCUUGCUGCAUUUUAAGUUGCUAAUGUGUACAAAGCCUUAGUGGCACCUUUCUGAAGCUUCAUAGUAAAUAUUAAAUAACAGAAGCCAAGGUGAAACUUAAUGAGUUUAGUGCUGUUGUAAGAACUUGUAUAACUAGUCCAUUCCUGCAUACUGAAUUCAAACAGGCCAAGGAUAGCUUGCUUGCAAGAUGAUGGACAAAUUUUGGGCCAAGCCAGACAAUGCAUGAAAUGUGCAUAUGCAUUUAACAUGUCUUGUUUUUUACUUUGAAAACAGCAGGUACAGGGUACCCUAUCAAGAAUGGGGAUGCAGCAAAGGGGGAACAGGACAAGAUUUUCCACUUGCACUGCAAUUUGAGUGAAAAUCACCCCCUAAGACUACCAUAUUGUCUGAUUUGGCCCAAUAACUUUCACAGUGAUCAUGAUAUGGGGGAAGGGUUUAACAUCCCUCCCUCUCUAUGGGGUCAUGAUUUCUCCCUUCCGUUAUUUUUAUAUAAAAACGAGGCAUGUUAACUGCAUGCACAAUCAUGCCCAAACUAUUAUUUAUUUGAAACUAGUGGUCAUCUUUUGCAAUACCAUUUCAAUUUCCCCAGUCUUUUAACAUUCUGACCUUUAUACCAUACAAUUUUAAAAAUUGUGACACGUGAACAGAUUGUAUCCAUUUAUUUUCUUUGCACGUGAGUAAAAUUCUAUACAGAAAAUGCUACGUGUCAGUAAUAGUCUGUUCAGAUAUUUCACAGUUACUGAAAAUCCCAAAAUGAAGAGUCAGAACUAAGGAAUUAAAGUUUUCCAGCAUUUCCCCGCAACCCUCACUCACUGAAACAUUUGGGGGUUCCAGGUGUCAAGCCAUGAAAAAAGCUGAACUGUUAUGCACAAAGCAUUUUAUGUUCAUGGGGAGAGCUGGCUCUACCGUUGGGAAGACGGAGGGGGGUGCGCCUUAGGUGGCAAUUUUGGGGGUGGAUGAGUAGCAGAGGCAAGGUAUUGGAUGACAGAAUUGUGUGUGCCACAUGACCUGCUCUGUUGCCCUCAGAUACAGUGGAGUACACUGUCCCAUCAUCACCAGUGGCUGCAUACACACCAUACAUUUCAAGUACUCCCCAUGAAUCCUGGGAAUUGUAGUUCACCUCUCAUAGAGCUACAAUUCCUGACAUUCUGACAAAGUACAGUUUUCAGGAUUCUUGGGGUGGGUGGAGGGAAUGUGCUUUUAAAGUACAGUGUAUGCAGUCAGUGUUGAAGCAAGUUUCACCUGCUACCCCUCUUAGCUUCUUUAUAUGGAACAGGAAGGGGAGGCAUUUUGUCCUUCACCUCAGGCAGCAAUUUGUAUUGGACCAGCCCUGUUCAUGAGUCUUGAAAAUAAAACACAAAAUUACUUCUUUAGUGUGAGGGAAAGGAGAUUAAAGGGAUAUGAGGAGGAAAGGAAUGCUGAGGUUAUGGGGAGAAAUGAAAAGGGAUUGGGGAGAGAGAGGGGCAGGGGAACACAUGAGGCGGCCAGAGCAUACCCAAUGCCGUUGCAAUGGACCUCUCUACAAACUUCACUGCAUUACUGAAUCUAGUCUUUCUCUUGCAAAUGAUCUGGCUUCCCACAUCAGUCACAUGGAACACCUCUUGUGUCAGUUGCCAUAAGUUCCACACUAUUGAGCAGACCCUCGCACUGGACACAGUACAAAUGCAGUCUGGCUAUGUGGAGUGUUGCCAUUCAGGAGCUGUAAUAUUGCCUGAGGCGAAAGAAUAAAUGCCCUUCUCUCAUUCCAUGUAUUGAUUAGACAGGGAUAAAAGGCCUGAUCACUUUAAGGCAUAUCCAUUGCCAGCAUUCUGCUGUUUCAGGGGAAGUUCCUAAGACCUGUUCCUUGAACUUACAUAUCCAAUAAUGUAAACGGACAACCCCUAUCUGGCUGAACAGCUGAUCCAGGUAAUAAAUAAAUAAAUCUCACUAUCUUAAGCUCCAGAUUCCAUUGUGUAUUGAAAGCCAUGUUUUGCUUUCAAUUUGUUUGUUGUUUCUUUAAACAUGGAACAUUGUAAGUUAGAUACUUCCAUUUAUUUUCAGUAAGAUGCUAGCACGGUCCAGGGGGUCUUAAAAAUGAAUAUCUACUUUUGGCAAAUAAUGUAUAACAUUAUGUACUUUUCUUUCAUGUACAUUUCAGACUCUGCCGGCUCAAUGGGAACAACAUCCUCCUUUUCCACUUUCUCAAUGUCAUCCCCUGAGUCAGCCGUUCCAAACAACACCCCACAGCCUCAUUGUUUUCCUUCCCGUGGACCUUCUUAUUUGCUCACACCACCACCUGGACUGCCUUCUCUUUUCUUUAACGAUCUCAAAGAAAGGAUUGCAAAUUCCCUUUCUCCCUGCCAAGUGCCUGAUGUAUUUGAAAAUGCUAACAUCCUAAGUCUUCUUCCAGAUAAUUCAAAAUGUCCGGUCAAAAACAUUGAUAGUUGUAGGCGUAGAACUUGCCGCGCUUAUUCUGAGAGUUGGGAAGACAAUGUGGUGCAUGAUACACACCCUGUGGCUGCCGCAAUUGAGUCUCCUGCUGCUGAUCUGCCCGGUACACACUUCCUUUGUACGAACACUGAACAAAAAGCCAUGACCCUUUUGGAAGAGAUUAAAAACGCCGUUUGUGGACUUAGAGGGGACUUCUGCAGUAUGGCAAAGGAGCUGCAUACUAUCAGUAGUGAGAUGACAAAUAUGGUGGCUUCCAUGCAAAAUAUGAGCAAAAUCUUGGCAGCUCCCCCAGACUGCUGAAGCUGACCCUGGCACUCACAAUGGCAACUUAAUUAAGGAACCUUGGAUCUGUUAUGUAUCUUGCCUUACUCAUCAGCUUUACAUAAUUCGCUAGAUCUCAUAGUUUAGAGCUGAAGUAAUGUUUUAAUUUAAAGAGAUGUUUUUAUAUAUGUGCACACACAAAUGUGUACCUGUUAUUCUUGUUAUGAAAAAUAAAUUGUUGUUUAAAUCUUU